Messenger RNA from Pelobates cultripes (western spadefoot toad), 67155 nucleotides. The record is from the annotation of a GenBank genome assembly. Lineage: Eukaryota; Metazoa; Chordata; Amphibia; Anura; Pelobatidae.
ACUGUAUCUCCAGCUCUCUUGGAGGCUGGGCUGUUAUUGUCUGGGGCCACAGGGCGCAGGCGCCUGUACAGUCCCUCCCUCUGCAGCUUCUACUACAAGAGGCUGGGACAGAGCCUGGUGGUCACCCAAAUCCUCAUCUUCAAGCACAGUCCUCACAUCUUCUAGUGCACCAGGUCACCUUCCAUUGACAAGACAUGGCGACCCCACUCACAGACAGCGACAAGAGGAAGCAGAUCAGUGUGAGGGGCAUUGCAGGGCUGGGAGAUGUGUCUGAGGUCAGGAAGAGCUUUAACAGGCAUCUCCACUUCACCCUGGUCAAGGAUAGGAACGUGUCCACCCCAAGAGACUACUACUUCGCCCUGGCACACACUGUCAGGGACCACCUGGUGGGGAGAUGGAUCAGAACCCAGCAAUAUUACUACGAGAAGGACCCCAAGGUAAAUGCAAUCUUGCAGUAGUCAGUGGGUAUAAACACCAUCAUCCAUCUUGCCAUGUAGCAUCUCAUUAAAAAAGGAUGCAAGAAAAUGCAAUAACAGAGGAGGAGGUGGAGGAGGAGAGGCUGUGUUUUCACUCCUUUUCUACAAAAUUUAACAACCUCCCUCACCCCCCCCCUUCCCCCCAUUGGCAACAGAAUAUAAAAUGUAUCCCACAUCCAGGCUUGACUAAAAACAUCCUGGUGCAGGCAUUGUACUGCAAUAAUAAUAAUAUUGAUAAAUCAUAUUAAUGGAGAUAAAAUAUAAUAAAGACAGAAUAAUUUAUUUCAGACGAUGGGCACUCUGUACUGUUGGUUAGACAUGUUAAAAUGAUACAUUGUUGGUAGUUUUGCGGGGUAUGCUGUUGCUAUGUUGUGUUUACUGCAGUGGUAACUAACUGUAUUGUAUAAUUCUAAGGUAACUGUGCAAGAGAGCACUUCAUUUCUUUUUGCAUGGAUUGUUUGCUGAGCCAUUUCUAUUUGCAGAGUGUAUGAUCUAUGACUUCAUCUGGCAGUACAGGCUCCAGGAUACAGCAAUGGGGCAUGUGACCAUACAGCAAUUAAAUGUAUCCAUAUAUACCUACCUAGAAUAAUAUGUCUCUUUUUGAGCAUACUGUAUUAAUGCAUUUAUAGGUUAACCCUGCUCACAACCCCCUGGUGUAUUAGUAUAUGUAUUUAGAUAUGUAUUUGUGUGUGUGUGUAUGUAUAUAUAUGUAUAUAUGUAUGUAGAGGAUUAAACAGUGCUGUGAGGCCUGUUAGUGUGGCUGAAGGUAGCUCAGCAACAAAUCCCUAUGUCAUUUCUUCUAUAUGCCCUUGAAGAAGUCAUUCUCGCAUCUUGUGGGUCUGUCCCUGCAGUAAGACUGGUAGUGCAGCAAUGCACAUACUGUGACAUCAUGUUUACUUCUGAAUAGGGAGAUUCAUUUACAGCUAUUCAAUAUUAUUUCAAUAGGUGCAAUUUGAACCUCUUCUUUAAAAAAGAACGUGCCCAGCCUUUUUUUAUUAUAUAUAUAUCUUUUUUUUUAUAGAAUUUAAGGUUUUUAUUAAUUUUAGUCUAGCCUUAUAAAACAGGAUUAGUUGAUGUCACCUUUAUUUAAAGGAACAUUAUUCAAUGAUACAAAACUAAGGACUGCAACAUGAUAGUAAAUUAGUAUCACACUGACCUAGGCCUUUCCCCUCCUUAUUUUAUUGGGCCUGAAUGAAGCAAUAUGGACUCUAAGCUUGUACAUAAUCUGUAUAUAUGACACUUCCGCCUAGAUUCCAGUAAGAGUUCCAUCGAUUGAUCUAUGAUUGGUACUCCAAUUCUGACCUCCUUUAGAAAAGUCUCAAUAAAACAUUCAUACAGUACAUUUUUCGACUAUCUAUGAGUCACCUUGCAUUUGAGUAUUGCUUCAGUGGCUGGGAAUGAUUAGAGUGGCCUCCCUCAGUGCCCCACGUUGUCUUCUCAAAUAUGCCACAUUUAGGAUUUUAGAAGAAAACUGUUGCUUGUGUUCCUAUAUAUCUAUGUAGAUAGGAUCAAGACAGUUAUCUUUCUGUAGUUCAAAAACUGUAAAGACUAAAUUGUAGCGAACUGUAAUCCCAAUAAGUAAAAUAAACAUAUUUGGCGCCCAUGGACUGAUAAUGCCACACACACUACAAUGACUUGUAGUUGCUGUGAUGCUUAGAUUUCCCCUUUAAUUUUAGACAAAAACAGCUUAGUUUGUAAAUGUAUUCUUCCUCAGCAAUUAUUGCAAUUCUUGUAUACCUUAUAUAGUAAGGAUUAUUCAUUGGGAUUUGGCAGGGAAUUGAACAUUUAACACCCAAUUGGAGAAUUUCUCCAACUCCAUUACAUUUCAGCUCAUCAAAUUAGCCAUUCUCUGGUCCUUUACUGGUUUAAUGAAUAUCCCUUUUAAUCGUUCUGUUACGGUGGUGAUGGAAAUUCUUGUAUUUACAACCAAAUUGGCAAUACAGGGGAGCAAUUAGCUAAGUAAAUUAAUGUUGCCAUCCCAAUCUGCUCCAAGUGACAAUGAGAAUAAGCCAUGAUGACAUUGUCAUGGACAUCCUCCCUCAGCUCAAUGCAAUGUCUAUAUUUGGUAUGAUGAGUCAGCUGUGUGAAUUGUAUUUGUACCCACAGUGUAAAAAAUUUAUGCUUUCUGUUCAUUUGAAUCUUAUCUUCUAAAAACGCAUUUGUGUGUAGUAAAUUUACCUAGUUCUCUUACAUUUAAUCCUAUUUUUCUUUAAUAAGUAGUUUAUUAUUACACUUAAAUUUUUCUCUUUUAGUACUAUUUGAUCCAGAGUAUGCUUUUUUUAAAGCAGACAUUUGAAAUAGGUUGAGUUUGCAUAUCUCAGUUUGCAAAUAAUACAGAUAAGCACACACCUACAGUUUCAAAAAUGCAAAUUACAUUAAAAAGAUAAGCUAAGCCUGUCAAUUGAGAAAUUUAGACUGCCUUUUUAAAAAAACCUAUUUAGUCAAAUCCCCAACAUUGAUAAAAUCAUUUAAUUUGUGGGGUUUUAUGGGAGGUACAUACACCACCUCAGGAGGUCUUAUGCAUCUUGCAUGUUUAUACAAAACAAAAAAUUUAAAGCACACAUGUUACUUGUUUUGAAAUGGCACUGCUACAAUGACAAGGAUAAAUGUUGAUUGCUCCUUUAAAUGGACACUCACAACAGUUGUAAUGUUAACACAAUGCUUGGUGACAUCACAUGGGAUAGGAGGGGAGUUAUAUGGUUUGUUCAUGGCUCCCUCUGUAAUGAUAUUCUAAGCAUUCUGAGUCUAUGAAAAAUUAAAAUAACAGAAAAUAAUGUAAUUUAUUUAAAAUACUCUUCAGAUAGGAAUAAUACCAGUUUAACAUACUGAAAAUGAACUGUACAAUAGCUGGGUGACGUAAUGUACAGGCAGAUUGCUAGUCCAUCCCACUAUGCAGUUCUGGACUACUGUGUGACUGUGACAUUCAUAAGAAUCUUAAAUCUAAUUAGGAACUGGCCAUGCAAGGUAAAACCUAUUACACUGCAAUUAUUUAACAAAUAACAUAAUUGUUCUAAGAUGUCCUAAAGGUGUAUUCAGAAACCUGUAAGCUUUGGCAAGUUUUUUUUUACAUACUUUCAACUUCUGCUAAUUAUAUUUUAAAGGGACACUAUAGUCACCUGAACAACUUUAGCUUAAUGAAGCAGUUUUGGUGUAUAGAACAUGCCCCUGCAGCCUCACUGUUCAAUCCUCUGCCAUUUAGGAGUUAAAUCCCUUUGUUUAUGAACCCUAGUCACACCUCCCUGCAUGUGACUUGCACAGCCUUCCAUAAACACUUCCUGUAAAGAGAGCCCUAGUUAGGCUUUCUUUAUUACAAGUUCUGUUUAAUUAAGAUUUUCUUAUCCCCUGCUAUGGUUAUAGCUUGCUAGACCCUGCAAGAGCCUCCUGUAUGUGAUUAAAGUCCAAUUUAGAGAUUGAGAUACAAUUAUUUAAGGUAAAUUACAUCUGUUUGAAAGUGAAACCAUUUGGUUUUUUUUCAUGCAGGCUCUGUCAAUCAUAGCCAGGGGAGGUGUGGCUAGGGCUGCAUAAACAGAAACAAAGUGAUUUAACUCCUAAAUGACAGGGAAUUGAGCAGUGAAAUUGCAGGGGAAUGAUCUAUACACUAAAACUGCUUUAUUUAGCUAAAGUAAUUUAGGUGACUAUAGUGUUCCUUUAAUACUGCUUUUAUUUAAUGUACGGAUCUGCUUUUACUUGUAUUUUUGUUGUCUUAUAGCGUGUUAUGUUAAUGUAAUUAAUAAAAAAAACUAUAUAAAAUAAUAUUGUAUAAGUAAAAUAUUAUUCAGCUAACCCCGUAUUGUGCUGUAGUAUCCAAACUUACAAAGCGUAAUAAAGGUAAUUUUCUAAUCAUGUAUUCAGAACAAUAAUUGUGCAUUGUAGUAUUUGUUCCUAAGUGUAACAGCAAAAUAAUUCAGAGGUUAUUCAGCUAAGAUAACCUGGAUUCAGUGGUGCAGUGUAAAAAAUCUGUGUCGUUUAGAUUAGAAUUAUGGGUUAAUAAAAACCAAAGAAGGGGGUGGGGCCUGACUGUCAUGGAGGGAAGACGUGCCUAGCUGAAGCUCCCUCCUGAACUAAGCUACAGUAGCUAAAAAAGCAUCUCAGACCCACAAGACAUGGCACAAACUGACCCCAAGCGACACACUGACCCUCGGUCUACACGGUAAACCGGUAAUGCGGCCCGUGAACAGAAGACAGACAGCAGGCUAUACCCGCGAAGGCAUGUGGCCGGGUGCGCACUGGAUGGGAGCGGCGGCCGAGAUCUCAACCUGGAGCGGCCCGGGAGCCGAUUACAACGAACGGGCACCCUGCAACCUCCCCCCCCCCCCGGUGGGGGUGAUCCCAGUCCACUACUGGGAGUCCUCCCAGCUAUGGCACACACAAGGGAGGAACAUAUAAGAGGGCUGCAAGGCCCUUCCAAGAUGGCGGAGACCACGCGACCCGCGAGCGGACAUGAAGUACAACGAGCCCCCUUGUCAAGCUUGGAACAAAUAUUUGCAAACUUCUGGCUCAAGCUUGAGCACAGACUGAGACAGGGGACACCGCUACCACCCACCUCUAAACACCCACCAUGCCACCUACCGCCCGACCCACAGCGACAAAUGGCACCCUUGAGUAGGCCCAAAUCAACGAGAAAGCGGCAGAGAGGCAAACAGGCAUGUCACCUAAACAGGGCGGCAAAACGGCGAACACAAACAAAACACAGCACGGGCAAGCCACGGGCACCCCCUACUACAAGGGCAACUAUACCACAGCCUACCGACUCACCCAAACGACAUCCACCAUGCCCUCAGCCUCACCGCUGGGAAAUGCGACAGCAGGGGCACCCGUGGCAGGGACCAGCACAGCCCCAACGAGGCAUAGGUUGAAGGCUUCAAAGCAAACUGCUUACCUGGGCUCACGACCGGGACACCGACCACAGCACACUACACCAUGCCGUGAAACUGAGACAACUCAUCUCUAUGCCGGUCAGCCCAAAGAAGGACUCGAGCCUGGGGGACCCCAGGGGAUCUUACGGGUCUGCUCUAUAUCAUUUUGUUGCCCACCCACGCACAUCCCCCAGCCUAUAUUGUCCACCUCACGCGUCAGAUAAACCUUAUAGUUAUAACCCAGUCAAAUGUAGACGCCUCUCAGUUAUAGUGUAUUAAUGCAGACUCUAGCUCGCUAACUGAGGCUCAAUUGCCAAAGGUACACAUGAAUACACUGUUAAAUGUUAAAUGUUAUCUAUUUAGAUAUAAGCAAUACACACACUCGAGUCCCACCUACCAUGGCCCCACUUAGGGGGCACUGAAACCAUGACUGUCCGCAUACCAAUGCAUCUGACCCACAUGUUGUGAGAGAUAGGCAGUCGUACGCAAUCCGCUCCACCACACUAACAUUACCAGCCAGUAGCUCCUACUAUUUUGCCUAACUUGUUCUACAAGCCCAGUCUGAAUGCCUGACCAGCUAUUUGAAGCGCAGUCUAACCACUGAGACCACAUCACUAGCUUGUAUUAAUUCUGUUUACUUUCACUAUGAUUACGCAAAACUUGUUAUUAAUAUUUUGGAAUGUUUAGUUAAUGUAAUAUAAAAAUUGUGCGAAUUAUCAUGCCCCUGUAACUUUCGUGAAGCUUGAAAUACGCUGUUGUGGCGUCUGUUGAUACCCUGUAACCACCUGCACAACAAAAAUAAAGAAUUAAAUAAAAACCAAAGAAAAUAAUUACUUCUGCACUAUCCCAAAUCCAUAUGCACAUUUAACUAACUGGAGGCUUUUUAGUAUCACUCUGAUGACCAUUUAAGUGUAAGCUCACCUCUCUGUCCACACUCUCCCCACUGUCACAGCUUUGCAAACAGUUCUGCUUAGGAUAAACUAAUGUGUCAUAUUUUUCACAUUCUACCGUAAGCUACAAGUAGCGGGUGGAUUUAGCACCAUUUUAGUAUGUUACAGCUAUACAGCUAUAUUACAUAUUCAAUAAAUAAUGCCCAUUGAUUGUUCCUCAUUAGCAACAAAUAACCAGGUUCUGCUGUUGCUACUGAAAACAGAAACUGUCAGAGACCUCUUGGGCCAAUCCCAUGACUUAUUUAUUCCACUGGAAGCACUCACAAACCCCUGUCUGUUCCCAUGAAAAUAUGUCUGGAUCUCAGAUAAGGAGCUAAUUAAAAUGACAGGUUUAAAUCUGGAUGUUUUUUUUUAUGCUACAGCUGAUUUGUUUUAAAGCCUCUAACAGCUGUCAUCGCAUCCCCAUCCUCCGCCAAAAUGAUUAUUUAAUAAAGUUAAAAUAUUUAUGACAUACUCACAUUGAUUGUGUUGGAAUUUCACUGAAACUCCAACUCAGUAAAAAGAUAAUAGGGACUUUGUCUUAUCUAUUUUUCCUACGCCUGACAAAAGGCAGAGCUACCGCCUUCAAGUUUUUGUCAUUUUUUUUCUACUCGUCACUUUAGAGGCUCCUGCAAUCUCGGGGGUCCAUAAUAGUGUUGUACUUUUGAGCAUGCGCAAGGGUGCAGCACUGACGUGGGCUCCUGGCAGGCGAAGUCCCUGGAGCUGAAGGGGAUCCACGGGAUAAUGAUGGCAUCGGUUAUGAGAGACAGGUUUAGGUAAGUAAAACUUACCUUCCCCUGCACUCCCAGGCCACUGCACUGCAAAAGGUUAAGUCACCAUCUGGGGUCUUUGCAAACUAUGCAGACAACAGAAGUUUACAGAGCUGCUUUAGGUUCUUGGGUGCUGUUCACUAUUCGUAGUCUCCUUCUCUGAUUAUAUGUUGUCCUUGUCCUGACACAUCUGUGUGUUGUAUACUACAGGCCAAAUUAAUCUGUGACCUUUUUGUCAAGGUUGACUUGACAUGAUUGUAAAAUGAAUAGUAUGAGCGUAUGUGUGUCCUGUCUAUUUUUAAUAAAUGCUGCAAAGUCGCUGAUCUUUGGAGGUAUCUGUAUGCUCCAAUGUUUUAGAAAAUUAUUUUAUUUUUAAAAAUAAUUGGAGGAAAUUAGAGCUAUGGGAAACUCACAGCUUCUAUGAAUAUCAAAAUGGAUAAAUACAAUGUAACUCGGCAGCGUGACUCUGGCUUUAGGUGGAUGUCAUUUUGGAUUCAUGCCAUCUCAUCUAGAGGGGAAUUUUCAACAGAAAACAUGUUCUGUCUUAAGAAUGCAAAUUGCUAAAUGUUGAGAGACAUUCUAUUGAUUUCUUUAGUGAUUGAUCUUAAUUUGUUUAACAAUAGCCCCUGUUUUUGCCUUAGUCGUAUCUAUGUGUUGGGCUGGGGUGCCUGUGUUACUUUCCCGUGCAUUUUCCUCACUCUUCAUAUUUUUCUCCUGUGUCUCCAAAGGAAUACAAGGUAAUAAGUCACUCUUUUCUUCCUUUAGAACACAAGGGGAAUCGUGUUCUGUUGCACAAAAUUAUGAUUUUAAAGUGAAAUUCAAUUGUCUGCAAGAAACAAGUCAGAAAAAAUAUAAAAAAUAUAUGGCCUCUCUGGGCUUCCGUACAUUUGGCAAUACACAGAAGGCAGGCUUGGCUAUUUCGUCUGUGUUUAUGCAGUCAUAUAUCUGCAUGUGCACCACACUAACUAACAUAUAACCUUUCCAUGAAUAAGCAUAGAUAAACACAGAUUAAAUAAUAAUAAAACACACAGAGUCAGAUAUGUGAUAAAAAAGGCCGUGGCCUUUUAUUUAGUUUAUAACACAUUACAAACCAUAACUUAUUCACUUUUAAAAUAUAUAACUUGUAACCAAACAGCUCCGGUCUUUAAACCCCCAGAGAAUUUAACAAAUGAAUUACCAGUUCCGCCCUAUUAGCCAGAAUUUAAACAAAUAUAUAACCAAACUCAGCUAGUCCAGCCCCCCCGCCCCCCUUUAAAAUAGGCAGGUGAUCUCAACCCCAAUAAAAGACCACGACAUAAAAUAAAAAAAUUAUAGGGGGUAGGGUGGGAAACAGGUCCAAUAAAAUUUUUCUUUAACUUUUGUGGCGCCAGCUGUUACCUCAGGGCAACCUAUAUAUUGUAUUUUCCCGCUUUACAGUGCCCUCACUGACAAGCGCUUCAAUCAGAGCGCUGUCCACGUGGACCUCUGUGCUACAUGACGCAAGGGUAUCACACAGACCGGUGAUGAGGCCCUCGCGACCCGCCAGCAGCGUGCCCGGCAAGUCCCUCCCACCACUAACACCGCAGCGCACAUGUGUACAUGGUCGAUUGAUCAUGUACUGUCUGUCUGUUAUUAAAAUCAAAGUACUUUGUAAUAAUUUGACUGUUCACAAACAUCUGGAAUGCAUCCUUACAGCAAUCAAAUCCCCUUAACUCAUUCAAUUCCUCAUUCAGUGUUUUGUUUCUCCUUUAACUGGUCUAAUUAAAGGACAUAAAUUAAAAAUAGCAAGGGCCCUUUUUCACUGAUGCAGCAAAGAUUACAGCUUUGAUGAAAAUUGUGAGGAUGAGAUUGUAAUCAGGCCACAUCAUUAAUGACUCAUCGACAGCUGUUAACACAUCAAUAAAUAUCAGAUGGAGAUUGUAAUUCAUCUAUUUAUUUUCAAACUAUUUUUAUUAUUUUGUAUGAAAUUUCUGACAUCACUGCAUACCCCUGCAAUAAGAACAGGGUCACUUGGCAGCAGUCAUUUGUGAUGCUGUUAGAAUUUACUACUCAUUUCUCUUAUGACCUUGGAGCAUCACGUGUGACCUUCCUGUUUUCUGCAGAGAGUAAUCAAUCUGACCUAAUAUGUUGGCCUCAAUGACCUGUGCAGUAGUGUGCUCUGUCAUAUGGAAAGCAAAAUGUAUCAAAUAAUAUACUUAAAAAACAACUUUUUUUAAAAUCAUAGGUUAAAAGUGUAUGUUUCUACAGUUUGUGAAUAUAGGUUACAGAAAUUCUGUAUUUCUUAUAGUGUCUUCAUAUUCCAAAGUAUAUUCUAUGAAAAUUAUUACAGUUGGGGACAUUACAGUUUUUUUUGUUUUUGUUUUUAAAACAUAAUGCUGUAUACAUUAUAUUACUGUGUUAUAGGCCCUUUUCAGACUUAAUAAAGAUGUAUCAAGUUUUUUUUUUUUUUUUUUAUACAAACCCCCAUCCCAGUUCAGAUGGCUAAUUUUCAAAAUCAUUUAUUUUGGUAUACAUUUAGCAAUUUGAUGUUUUUCAUAAAUAGAUACCCAUAAAUAGCUUUGGGGACAUGCAUGUGUAACAUUCAGAUGAUCUACAGAUUGCGAAGUAAAUCACACUUAACCCACAGGAUUUAGUUUAGAGAUAUAAUCACAUUUGUGGUAUCAACACAGUAUAAUGUACUAAACUGUUUUAUCAAAAAUCUAGUUGUAUAUGGUGUUGAGUUAUUGUGGACUUCUCCUGUGAUCUGUGAAUCAUUUUUCCCACAAAAAGGGUGGGGAGGAUUUAUCACGGCCGUUAAAGUGGGCUAUUCACCAGUGGAAUGUGAUUGUGGAUCCAUUGCUUUCUUCUAUUCUGCCCAAUCCACCUCUGCCAACAUCAAUUUGAGAGAAUGAUAUUGGGGAUGCAAGGUGUGGGGAGCCUUGCCACCAGCAUUCUGUGUGUGCUAAUAAUAGAAGCCAAACAUGCACAGAACUUAUAUUGGCUGGUCCAGAACUCUUGUAUCGGGCUGGCUUAUGACACAGCCGGAGGUGGAGUUACGCUGCAUAUACAGACUCCAGGCACCAUGACCAUUUUAAAUCAGUGAAGUGGUGAUGGAGCUUGGAGUAACCUUUUUAAGUGGAGAGGAAUUUGUUUUGAUUGUCAAAUCUGGCAACUAUGUUUCAAGAUGGACCCAUUUAUUGUUUUGUAAUAGUAUGUUUUUUAUUGUUUUUGCCCUGUCCUGAUAAAAUUGUGUAUUUCUUCUUUGUAAUACAAUUGCAAACGUAAUUUAUCGGUAAAUAACAGACCAUUCUACAUUUUUUUUUAUUGGUUUCCCUAAAUUUACAACAGCUUAGUUUUAAAAUUACACAUCUGGCAAUCAGAAAGUAGUGUUGAGAGAGUUUGGUUUUAAGUUUCACAUAAAUGUUCUCUAAAAAUAGAAUCCAGCCUUAACAAUAAGGCCUGACGUGUGCUGAAGUCAAAAAAGGAAAUUAUGCUGUUUGUAUGAGAACUCUGUUUCAGUAAGAUGUGUCUCUAAACAUUAUGAGAUGCGUGUGCUGUAACUGGUAUGCAUUUUCUCAGAGAUUUGUUUAAUUCAAGGCAUUAAACGGGCACGCCACUGCCCAAAUAUACAAAAAUAAAAAAUCACUGUUUAGUAGAUAUAUCUCCAAUGAAAACAUGCAUGUAUUUUAUUCGACAUUUGUUUUCAUUGUGGUAGAUCUAAACACUGUUUGCAAAAGUCCUCUUGUCUGCUGCCUCUAACCCCACCCAGGCUGUCUGUGGCUCUCCAAUUACAGACUUUCCAAAGCAGCUCUAUGAAAAUUACCUGCCUCUUGAGUUUAGCUCCACUGAACUAAUCCAUCCAGGAAGUCAUGGGACCAGUUGUCUGAUUGACAGUCAGGGGGUGUAACCAGGUUAAAAUACAAAAGUGCUAAUUGUUAUUGAAAUCUGCACUUUUUAUAAAAUGGUGAAAACAGGAGACACACUAUUAACACAUAAAGUUAAACACAUAGUUAAAGUGCCUUAGUGGCCUGGAGUGUCCCUUCAGCAUCUCUGUUAUUUAAUCUCUGAUGGAGUAGGUGAAAAUAUGUAGAUUUUGUUGUGAUGUCUGUGCUUGUCAACUCUUUAUAUUUUAUCAGAGCAUUGCAAAUAUGCAGGUCAGUCUGAUAAUAUUCAGAUGUAAUUAAAAUGUGUAUUUCAUAGAAAUCAUCAGUCUUAUAUGGACUAUGCAUAUGCUGAGCAGGGAUUUAUGGGGUUUGCUAAACACUGCCAUUAGAAUAAUCGAAUGGCUAGGUUUGGUUUACAUAUGGCAGUUGGACUUUGCCAACAUCUUUCUUGCUAUGUUUUUAAUCCAUGCACAAAUCUAGGUUUAUUUUUGAAGUUGCAACAUUGUUGGAGUAAUUUUCAGAGAAUGUUAGCCUUUUUUUUUUUUUUUAACUAAAUCAAUUGUAUAAAAUAAUUCAAUUAAUAAAGUAUAUUAGACAUGGUUCCAACAACUCCUCAUCAUACCUUAGCCGUGGGCCUAUAUAACAGUUUGUAGAUGAGUUACUUGUCAUCUGCACCAUGUUUGAGGCUCCCAGUGUAAAUCAACAAAGCACAUGGGCGGGCUUUAAAGUUCUGUUGCUUAUAUUUGUUGUCAAUGAUUCUCACUGCAUGAUAAAUUUGAUGGGAAUAGUCCCCAGUGGCAGGAGUUGCUAUGAAAAUUACACUUAUUACCAGGAAGAAAUAUUGCCCAGGAGAAAAUACAAGGUCUCAUCUCAUAUUGUUUGUUUGUUCCCAGGUUCCAGACAAUUUAUCCAGCUGUUGUCAUAGCCAAAAAUUUGCUUCCUCUUUUCCCAUAGGCCUGGCCACUAAGACUCAUAUUCCAACUAGUAUUUAUUUGUGUUCUCUCUUUCCGUUUUAUAAUGCAGAGUCUUCAUACUAUAUAUAUAUAUAUAUAUAUAUAUAUAUAUACAUAUAUAUAUAUAUAUAUAUAUAUUUUAAACCAUUGUGAGCCUAAUUAUAGCCUUAAACAAAAAUGAUUUGGCUCAGAAUCUUUGCAAUGUAAUUUUAAAACAUCAUUUUAAUUGCAAUAACAGUUAGUUUUGCAUUGCGUGGUCCCAGAGGAGCAGAGUCAAACAUCUAAACUGACCUUCGAUCUAAGAUGCUCAAAAAUGUAUCUGCACAAUUUAUAUCAUAGAACAAAAUUGAUAUCAUUAUUAUUCAUUAAUAUGUUUUUUGUUCUUUUUGUACAGCGUAUUUAUUACCUAUCUUUGGAAUUCUACAUGGGUCGAACUCUUCAAAACACAAUGCUGAAUCUGGGCCUUCAACAUGCCUGUGACGAAGCUGUCUAUCAGGUAGGAUUUGUACCCAAUUAUCAGAAGCCAGCCUCUUCGUUAAACCGAAUAUUCUUGAGCUUCAUCAUUGAAGCCAUCCAGUAAUGUGGGUACUAUAUGGUACCUGCUGCAAAAUGAUUAAAUUUAGGAAUAUUGGCUCAUAUCAUACAGCUUUCCAAGGAACUGCCAAAGGUACAUUACGGGUUUAUUCACUAAACAUUUAACUGUUCCACAUUGAAAUCCUUAUGGAAAAUAUCAGUCUAAAAUAGCCAAACUGUGACUAGAGCCGAAUUGAGGAUUUUGUUUUUGGCUGUUUAAAACUAAUUUUUGUCAUACUGUAGCCCAGUAAAGAAACCCUGUAAAAUGAUACUACAUGCAAAUAAAAGUAAAGUUUGUCAUUUAAAGGGUCAUUUAUGUAUUUAUAGAAAUGCCUUUUAUAUCAAAUAACAUACCAAAGGUGCUCAAAUAUGUAUGUGAAAAGUUAUGGAAAUUGACUGUUCUCUCUUCUAUGGAUACAAUUAAGGCUUUUGGUGACACAACUUUGUAUACAAAUGUUCAACUUAUGAUCACAAUGACCCAAUGCCUAGUUUCUUUUUUUUUUUUUAUACUGCGCUCAUGUCAUUUUAUUUGUUGACAUAAUGAAAAAUCUCAGUGUUUGCCCAUGUGAUAUUUUAAAAAGUAAAUUUAACAAUAGAAUCUUCAAUAUUAAUGUAAUACCUAAGUAGCCUUAGUAGUAACCCUUUGCAAACCUUACUGAUGUGAUAUCUGCAGUUUGUUAUUUUAUUAUUUGCAUUGUUUUUAAUUUCUGGAAGGAAAUCGCUUCCUCCUGCCAAGUCUCUUGUUAUUUAGCUCGGACUAGACUUUUCAGGCAUAGCUGCCAAAAGCAGGUUGUAUUAAAAUAUAAUUCCUCCACACCCCCUCUUAUUCUCAAAUCUAACUGUAACUGUGUAACCCUUACAGAAAAGAAAAGGCCAGUGGAAACGUUAAAUCUAACGUAAUAUAUGUUUAUGGAGCUACUCACUAUACCUUUACCAGAAAUUUGGGAGAAUUGGCAAAGGCAUUACACUUUGUAGGACAUAAUAGCCAAGGUAAAAAAUAGUUCAGCUAAAGAUUUAUUUAUUUUUUCAAGUUUAGCUCUUUUGGUCUAAAAUGUGCAAGUUGCUUGUCAGUUCUCCACCAUUUCUAGGUUUAGUGAAUAAAGCAAAUAAUCCACAACUAAAAAAUAAAUAAAUUAUAAGCUGUAACUGUUAAUGACACGCUUCGGAGUUUCCCUGUUUCAGAAAUGUGUAGAUUUGGUUUCUUAGAACAGUCACAAUGUAUUCCAAUUUUGCUCCCUUCGGCUUACCCAGCUUCAGGAGACUAGGCCCUCUCUGUGGCCUAAGCCUCCCCACCUUUGGAAACCAGCUAAAGUCACUCCAUUUAUACCAGUAAAAAGGUCUGCUUCGCAUUCAAAUGCCGCAUGGGCAACCUGAUAUAGAAUUUUCUGUGGUUAUUAUGCAACUUGUAUUAAAUGUUCCUAUAUUGUAUAUUGUUUUCUUUUAUUCUCUUGCUUGAGCAUUUACCCAACUGCACCCUACCUCCUCCCCCCAAUGGCCUCUAGGGUAUGAUUAAAGAACAAUUUUAUUAUUUGAGGAAUAUUUAUAUUUUCUGGUUUCACCUUACUUGGAGCCAUAUUGGUUUACUUGUAUUUCUCUAGCAUACUUGAGGUGCACAUCUGGAGAUUUCCUUGGGUACCCAUUAAUAUAUUAAAACGCUCAGUCCACUUCAUAUUAUUAUCAUACAGUAUUCUUCACAUACCAGUGAGUUAAUGUGUUAUUGAUGUACCUUGGUUGUAGGCACUGUAUUAUAUUUCAUGUAUAUAGACUGAAUAUAAAUAAAGAAUGAAAAAAGAAAACCAACUAUUUUCCAUUUAUGCAACAUUGUCCUAUAACUAGGAAAAAUCUUUCGUUGACCUUGUUUGUAGUCAGUCGGAUUGUAAAAAGACACCUCUGGGGCAUGCAAAAAACUGCACCUAUACAAUUUUUCCUAACCAUCUGGCUAUCGUAAAAUGAAAUUAUUUACAGACUAAAAUACUAGGUUAAAUAGUCCUUUGGCAAAGUCUUUAACCAUGAUGUCUUGUGUGCACUUUGAUUGGGAAAAGUCAUAUUUUAUAUUAUUAAACAAAUCUUUAUAUAUAUAUUUUUUUAUUAGACAACGAAAGUUACAAUGCACCACAAAAUGUAUACACAAUAUCACAUAGCAAGGGUGAACGUUAGAUAAGAGAUAAUUAAAUGUAUAAUACUUAUCUGUUUAGAAUCAUAAAACAUACAAAACCUGUAAAACUCACCUUUAUUCCAGCGCUGCGUGGGUCUGCAGGCACUGGCACUGCCCUAAUCCAUCUCCUUGGCUGAUAUCAGAAUUCGCAAUCUCUGCCAAUCUAUUGCUUUCACGUGGAAAAGCAUUAGAUUAGCUGAGAUUGUCAAUUCUGGCGGUGAUGGGCGGAGCCAAACGCCACUCUGGCCAUUCAGUAUCUCCUCUUAGAGAUGCAUUGAAUCAAGGUAUCUCUGUGAGGAAUGUUCAGUGUUUCCAUGCCAGGAAGCACCUCUAGUGGCCUUAUGAGUGACGAUCACUGGAGGUGUCUAGGCAGCAAUGUAAACACUGUCUUUUCAGAGAAUUUUUACAGCAAGGACCUGACUAUACCUGCAGGGAAUGAAUAUACUCACCAGAACUACUACAUAAAGCUGUAGCUAUUCUGGUAACUAUAGUGUCCCUUGAAAACAGUUUUCUGAAGACAUGUCUCCCGGAAUAAUAUAUUCUGGGGUGAAUAAUUGGUAAUCCAACCAAUCCCAAUUUUCCAAUUUUAAUUGGAGAAUGAGUUGAGCUUUCAAAAAAAAAAAAAAAAAGUCUUGCAAAGUAUGAGCAGAAUUGUCUGAAUAGACGGCACAGAUGUGAUAGUGUCAAACAGGAAAAAUAAAAAAAAUACUCUUUGCUGUUGGUCAUAAAUCAUGUGGCUAUCAUGGUCUACGGAUGGUAGAGUUUGAAGGUCAUUGUUCGACAUAAACCUAUAUAGCCUGUUCAUUUUCUUAAAUGUGGGAAAAUAUAUGUGGAUAUUGUUAUUGUUGUUUGAUGUGUAAUACAAACAUAUGUUGCAUGCAUUAUGCAUUCUUUAAUGGCGUUAAAGAAACCAGGAAUGGAUUAUCUGAUAAUCCAAUUGUCUAACUGGUGGAGGAGGUGUAUUUUGCCUUCUUUUCGUAACCAUGACAUAAAACCAGGCAGGCUCCUCACAAUUUAGAACAAUGGUAAUGCUUUUUCCUGCUAGGAGCUAGAAAAUGUAAUUAUUCUAAAUAUUUAACAAUUAUAUUUUUGUAUAGUCUGAACAAAUAAAUUAAAUGUAGACCUCUAUCUAUAGCUCUAUCUUGGAACUGAAGCUUGUAUUUUUGCUCGCUGUCAAUCAUUGUUAUUAGCUCUGCCCUUUUACAUGUAGUAAUUUCUGUUUCUACAACUCCAAUUCCGUAUGUGCCCUGGCUGUGCCUAGACUUAGCGGGAUUUGGAUGCCAUUUGCAAUAUAUUGAAAAGGCAUUUAACAGAAAAUGGAACAUCUCAUAAAAAAAAGGUUAAUGCAAGUAAAAAAAAAAAAUUGUAUUCACUGGUGAAAAAUCCAAAAGUGUGAUUGUUCUCGUUUAAAAUACUAAAAAGCAUCACUAUUGAAAUUAAUGGGAAUCUUAGUUCAGGAAAUGCUUAUUAAAUAGUGAAUUGGUAAAAUCUUGUUAAACUUAUAGAAUGUUCAGUGGCAUAUGAGAUAGGAAAUGAAUAGGACACUACACCAACUUUGUUGAAAGAUAACUUCCCCAUAGGAAAGUGUGAUUUAUUUGUACCAUUGUGUUAUUUUUGAGUUGUAUUAUUUAUGAGCGUGAUCCAACAAGCUAUCAUCACUUCCUGUAAGCUUAUUGUCAUUUUAUCUUUGAAGAAACACGCUACUUUUUUAGUAAAUUACAAUAUGUAAACCAGACAAACUCAUCUAAAAACAUGACAUAAAGUGCAAGCUCAGACUUUUUUUCCUGUUUGUUUGUCAAAUCUUUCCACCCUUGGAGCAUUCCAGAUCAGUUUGAGUACCAGGAAGCAAUGUGGAUUGGGAAGAAUCACAUUCUGAGACCAAGAAGACUAUUUUCAGUCCCACACACUAGGGCCUUUAUUCACAAAAUAAAAAAUGGCACAUUUACAAUGGAAUUUGCAAAUUUUAGUCAAAAACAACUUCUAGAAAAAGUUGAAUUAGCAUGUUACAGGGUUAAUCACUAAAGUAAGAAUUCAAAAAGAAUUUCAAAUGUAAGGUCAAAUAGCCAAACUGGAAAGAAUUCUCAGUUAUGCUUCCAAUUUGACUACAUUGAAUUAAUCUUGGAUUCUCACUUUAGUGAUUUUUUUAUAAUUUGUAAUCAAUUUGCCAAUGUUCCACAAAUCUCUACUCCGUGAAUUACCAUUGUAAACACAGAGAAAUGUAAUGGAAUCUGGGGAUAAUCAGGGAAUUCCGAAAACUAUGUUGAACAACAAGUACAGUAAGUGUGGUGUUUUUAAACAGAAAUCAUGAAUGGACCAGUUGCUGUUUAUCUGCAGUCACAAUCUCUGUUUCUGUUUGUUGGGAAGUGUUACAUACUUGAAAUGUCAAGGAAUGUUAUCCUUCCACUCAUUUGCAAUAAUAUUUGCUUUAAACAACAGAGAGAAAGUUCUAAAAAGGGUAUUUAUUUGCAUUAAGCCAAAAGCUUAAAUAUAUAUAUAUAUGUUUUUAUAUAAUGCAAAAACCUUUUGUGCUUGUGCUUAUUUUUAUCAUCCAUUACCUGUAAAACCUCAGAAUUUAGGUGCAUACAGUGAGCAGUCAGAAUUUAGGCACACACCAUUUUAAAGAUUAUAAAGACCAUAAGAUUAUGUCAAAGCUUUUCCCAGUCCAAUAGCAUUGCACUUAUAAAUCAAAGUCUAUAGGUACAUCGAUUUUUUUUUUUUCCACAGGAAUGUAGCAUGUUUGACAAACAAAGUAAUAACGGAUGAUGACGGGAGGUAUUUAAUAUGGAUAGGAUCCCUCAAUACUAUUGAAUAUAUUAUUGUGAACAUGUAUUUUCCAAACACCGGUCAGUUGCAGUUUUUUAGGAAAUUGAUGGACUUAGUGAAUGAGAACGUGGGAGGCAGCUUGGUAAUGUGUGGCGACACGAAUUUUGUUAUGGAUGGAGAUUUGGAUAACGCUAGGGAAGAACGUGAUCAACAGCAUAGAGGGGACAGUGACAGAUUAGCGUACAAAUGCUCCAGAUACAUGAUUGAAUGUGGCUUAUACGACUCCUGGAGACUGAUGCAUGAGAAUGAAAGAGAUUUUACGUAUUAUUCUGUCUCUAAAAAUAUGUAUUCCAGACUGGACCGGUUUAUGGUUUAAUCUCGCACAUCUUGAAAUCUGAUAUCUUAGACAUCAACUGGUCCGGCCAUGCUCCAAUCAUAAUGCAUAUUGAUGAAAUUGUUUCAUCAGCCCCAAACAAAACCUGGAAAUUAGGCGAUUAUUUGUUAAAUGAUGUUGUGAACAGGUCAUUGACGGAGAAAGCUUUGAGUGAUUAUUUUUCGGAAAAUGCCUGACCCGAGGUUCCUGGCGAGGUGACUUGGAAUGCGCAUAAGGCUGCGUUAAGAGGUCAUUUUAUUUCUAGAGCGUCUCACCUGAAGAGAAUUAAUAGCAAUAACUUAAGAACAUUGGAAAAAGAAUUGUACAAUUUGAACCAGGCUAAUAAAUUUGGUCCAUCGUCCUCCCUAUCAGCAAUGGUAGGAGAAAUUAAGGCUAAAAUUAACAAAAUGAAUUUAGAUCGUACAUCUCUCAUGGUGAGACGUCUCAGGAAAACAUUUUACUUAAAAGGCAACAGGGUCUCAACUCUUUUGGCAUCCAAACUCCGGCAUGUGAAUGCCCAAUCAAAAAUAGCAUAUUUACUUGAUUAUCAGGGGUGAAAAGUGUUUCAUCCAACUAAAAUUAGUGAUAUGUUUGCAGAGUAUUAUAGUAAAAUUUAUAAUUUAGAAUGUAAUUCGGACCUUCCCCAGCCUUCUGCAACAAUAAUUGAUAAAUUCUUAGACAGAGUGACAUUGCCUCGGCUGUCUCCAGGACAUUUAGAAAGCUUAGAAUGUGAAAUAUCAGCAGAAGAGAUAGCUGAGGCAAUCAAACUUAUGCCAUCUGGAAAAGCCCCUGGUCCCGAUGGAUUCAAUAUUUUAUAUUAUAAAACUUUUCCAGAAAUUUUAAUUCCCCAUAUGACUAAAAUGUUCAAUUCCUAUAAGUCCGGGGGAAAGAUGCCGGAGGAGUCCUUGUGCGCACGAAUAGUCACCUUGCCAAAACCAGGAAAAACUCCUGAUAGAUGCCCUAACUUUAGUCCCAUUUCUCUGAUUAAUAAUGAUUCAAAGAUUUAUUUUAAAGUUCUCGCAAAUAGAUUAACCAAAUUAAUCCCAUUGCUAAUUAAUAAGGAUCAAGUGGGUUUUGUACAGGAUAGACAGGAGCCAGACGGAACUAGAAGAUUCAUAAACUUGAUUCAGUACAUCAAUAUGACCAAAACGCCUUCUUUGCUUCUAUCUCUAGACGCAGAGAAGGCAUUUGACAGGAUACAUUGGGGAUAUUUAUGGAGAACGUUAGACAGGUUCAACAUACCAUCAUCCUUUAUCGCAGCAAUUAAGGCGCUAUAUUGCGCACCCUCCGUCCAUGUCUCAGCUUCUGGCUUCACAUCCAAAACUUUAUCUCUAACCAAUGGGACGAGACGGGGUGCCCUUUAUCUCCAAUUUUAUUUGUUUUAGCGAUAGAACCCCUGGCCGAACUAAUUAGAACGACCCCACAAAUUGUAGGAAUUGCUAUUAAAGAAUCCGUUCACAAAAUUGGCUUGUUUGCAGACGAUAUAAUCCUAGCUGUCAAAAACCCAAAAGAAUCUUUAAGACUCCUCAAGGACAUCUUAACUCAAUUUGGCGAGAUAUCGUACUACAAAUUAAACGAGUCUAAGACUCAGGCCCUUCCGUUUCAUUGAAAUAAUUUGGAAACCACUGCCCUUAAGAAAUCAUAUUUAUUUGAUUGGAGAACUGGCUAUAUGGAAUAUCUUGGCAUUAAUUUAUGCAAAAAUUUGGUCAAUAUGCACAAUCACAACUUGAGGAAAGCAUGGUCGGACUUACAAAAAGAGAUGGAGAGAUGGGGCGGGAUGGAGCUCUCAUGGCUGGGGAGGGUCGCAUCUAUUAAAAUGACGAUACUUCCAAAAGUUUUAUAUUUUUUUAGGACCAUCCCUCUGUCCAUCCCAUUAUCAUUUUUUAAUAAAGUUCACUCGACAAUGCUGAAGUUCAUCUGGGGGAACAAGCCUGCCCGAGUAAAGCUCACUUCCCUGCAGCACCAUAAAUCGAAUGGCGGUAUUGGUGUACCCGAUAUCCGCAAAUAUUAUUUCGCCACUAACGCUGCAGUGGCUGUGAGCUUUAAUGACCAGGAUGAUAAACCAGAUGGAUGGAAAUAGAAGAAUCAAAAAUUUUACCGGUUAGAUUGUCAGAAUUACCUUGGUUAAAUCCUAAGAAAAGACCUGGAAUUACAAAAUUAUUUUUAUCUACCAAGACUACGCUUAAGGCCUGGGACAUUAUUUUUGAAAAAUGACCAUUCUCCCAGUUUAUAUAGAGAAAUGCCUAUUGAGUUAUUUAAAUAAUAUAUACCAUCCUUAAAAAUAGAACUGUUGAAGGAUUGCUCUAUAACUAAACUGGAUAAUUUUUUUAUGUAAAUUUUCUUUGGAAAAAUUGAAGCUUAAGUAUGGAUUAACAAAUGUAUGUGAACUGGAAUGUAUGCUAAUCAUUGACAAAUGGAAAGAACUAUACCAGGUACCUGAAACAGAUAAAAAAUAUAAAUCACGUGAGAUAUCUCCAUAAGAGAAAGUUUUUUUAUACAGCCCCGCUAGUAAAGGUAUGAUAUCCUUAUGUUAUUCGUUUUAUAAUGCCAAGCCCUUAGUUAAAUUAAAACAUAUGUUGUCAUGGGAGACGGAGUUGGGUGCCCAGUACGAUUUAGAAGAAUGGUUCGUUUUUUUUUUAAAGCUUUAAAAGGUAUUUCGUAUUGCACCGACCAUUUUGAAAAUCAUAAUAAAAUUUUAUAUCGCUGGUACCUGGCUCUGUCUAGAUUGCACAACAUGAACAAUAUGUAUUCUGACCGGUGUUGGAGAGACUGUGGGGGUGUGGGCAAUAUGGCCCAUAUCUGGUGGUUCUGCCCUAAAUUAACUAAAUAUUGGAAAAUGAUUCAUGAUCUAAUUAUUAAAGUGGACAGAACCAUUAGCAUUUUAACUUCGGAACUAGCCUUAUUUAAAAAACUCCCGGAGUCUGUUAAUAGAUCAGAUAAAAUAAUCAUAGGCCACAUUCUGAUCGCUGCUACAUCCUGUUUACCUAGACAUUGGAAGUCCAAAAAUGCAAAAAGAGCAAAAGUGAAUAAUAAAAAGGAAUUUACAGGUGUUAUAUUAAUCGUGGUUAUGUAAAUGUUAAGCCACCAAUAGAAAAGGGAACAGUGCUUUUAUUGCGAUCUAAUAAAAUAUAUCCGUCCUUUGAGUAUCAGUGGGUUAACAACAGUUCAUCCAAAGUAAUAAAUAUAACAUGUGUCAUCAAACAAGGGCAUCCUUCUCUGAACUGCAGUCCUUUUCCCCUUAAAUGUUCCCCAGAAGUAUUUAUUUUGGACACUGUUUAAAUGGCUGCUGCAUGUCUUAAAUGGCAGAAUGAAGAGCUUUAUAUUUAGCACAGUUCAGUUAAGAUUCUUUUAAAUACUGCAUAAAAUUUGUGUAGUAACCCAUGACUGCCACCGAAAUUGCAACUAAUCCCAUAAUAAAAGGGUUAAAGAAACACACAUCCAACACAAAGCAGUGUAGUUUAUUAACACCUUAACUAAGUCCUGUCUAUACACUGGUAAAAUGACAAAAUCCAAGUGGACACAUGGUUUUAUUGUUUUUUUAUGUCUAUAAUAAAAAUAUCAGGUCUGCCCUUUGAGCAGGGUACCAGCCUCAGAUCCUGCAUUUUUGCACAAGGGCUAGCUGACCAUUUGGGAAAAGAUGAGGAUGAAAUAGAAGAAAGAACAUAGAGGGCCACUAAAGGACACAUAUGAGAAAGAAGAUAAAGAGGGGGCAGACAGAAUCACGAAUAGGGCAGAAAUGGCAACAGAGGGGAACUGUGUCUGUGUGUACUAGUGUGUGUAUGUGUCUUAUGUGCAAAAAUAUGUGUCUUAAAGGACCACUAUAGUGCCUGGAAAACAAACUCGUUUUCCUGGCACUAUAGGAUCUUUAGGUCCCCCCACCCUCAGGGUCCCCCUCCUGUUGGGCUGAAGGGGUUAAAACCCCUUCAGCCACUUACCUUAAUCCAGCACCGGGCUCCCUCGGCGCUGGUGACCUCUCCUCCUCCUGCCGACUUCAGCGCCGAAUGCGCAUGUGCGGCAAGACCCGUGUGUGCAUUCAAACCGCCCAUAGGAAAGCAUUUCUCAAUGCUUUCCUAUGGACGUCAGCGUCUUCUCACUGAGAUUUUCACAGUGAGAAGCAUGGAAGCUGCUCUAGCAGCUGUCAGUGAGACAGCCACUAGAGGCUGGAUUAACCCUCAGUGAAACAUAGCACAUAGCAGUUUCUCUGCACUAGAGGGACCUGGCACCCAGACCACUUCAUUGAGCUGAAGUGGUCUGGCUGUCUAUAGUGGUCCUUUAAUGUGUUAGUAUGAUGUGUAAAUGUGUUUAUGUGUAUUUCAGGAUUAUUUACGUAAGUGAGAAUUCAAAGUUAAUUUCAAAUUUAAGGCCAAAGUAACUGAAUGAAAGGCAUAGCUUGCUUAGAAUUUUUCUUUCCAGUUUGGCUAUUUUGACCUUAAUUUUGACUUUGAAUUGACCUUUAAUUUUCACUUUUAUAAGUAACCCUAUGUACAUGUAUUUAAUAUGUUUCUAUGUCCAUGAAUAUGUGUCUGUAUGUGUGUUAUUGCAGGGCUUGACAAAUUUGUUUGGAAUCUAGGAGCCAGCUAAACAAGUUAAGAGCCAAUCAUUUUCAACGAGAAAAUGCAAUUAUUAAAGGGACACUAUAGUCACCAGAACCACUACAACUUGAUGUAGUGGUUCUGGUGUCUAUAGCCUGUGCUAAGGGAAAGCAUUGGCUUAGCUGAGAUCAUAAAGAUUGAUAAUCUCAGCCAUGGGGAAACUGGCACUGUGUGAGAAAAUGGGGAAUAAAGGUGAGUAAAAACGAUCGGAGGGGGCAGGUACCUAAAUGCGCACACACACUGACAGGCUCACAUACAGACUCACGCUGACAACAGGCUUGCACGCACAAACUCUUGACAGACACACACACUCUUGACAGACUCACUCGCACACACACAGUCUCUUGAAGGCUCUCACACACUCUUACGCUGACAACAGGCUUGCUUGCACACACUCUGACAGACUUACACACACACACAUACAAACACUCUGACAGGCUCACACACACACACACUCUGACAGGCUUACACACACAUACACACACACACACACACACUCUGACAGGCUCUCUCUCACACACACACACAUACACACUCUGACAGGCUCUCUCUCACACACACACAGAUUUUUGUUUUAAUUGAAACCCACUCAGCCUCUCUACCUCGGGGAGAGCUGAGUGGGUCUUUCCCUGGGGUCCAGUGGGUCUGCACUCUUCCUGUGUGCGAAGGAGCAGUACUCUGCCUGUAGCUCCUCUCUGCUCCCUCGCAAUCUGUAAUGAUGCCGGGGCCGAAAUGAUGUCAUAUUCCUGCUCCCUGCAUCAUUACACAGUGCGAGGGAGCAGAAAGCAGCUCCAGAGUAUGCUCCCUCGCGCACCACCCACAAUGCUCCCACUUCCUCCAUGCUCCUCAGGGUGGCCGCCUACCUCCAUGCUCCCGCAGGCGGCCGCCUACCUCCAUGCUCCUGCCGCCUACAAUAUUCCCUAUGACAGCCGCAGUCAAAUUUCCCUUGGCAGCCACACUAAUUAGAGAGCUGGCACAUCCCAGAUGCCAGGGCGAACAUUUUAGUCGCAGUGGCAACCUGGCGCCUGGGAUUUGUCGAGCCCUGUGUUAUUGUGUGUAUGUGAUUUAGUAUGUCUCUGUAUUUGUGUUUAAUAUGUGGCUGUGUGUACUAGUAUUUGUAUGUACAUUAGUUCAUGUCUGCGGAAGUGUGUGCUUAUGUAUGUAGGUGUAUUUAUUUGAUUGUGUUUGUGUGACGGAACGCCGUCACUGAGUACCAUGAACACCCACUUGCCCAGUCACAUCGGACCCCAAAGGACCUGGACUGUGGACUCAGGGGGGGUCAAACAGACCUGUUUCAGGCCCAUCAGGGGUCUGGCCUCAAGUCUAUCUAUUUCUAAGGGGGUUGUUAUGUGAUGGAUGGCCUGAUUUGUUUGGCGCAAGCCAUAAGCUUGUGGUGCCAUUUUUGUGACGGGUUUCCCUGUAUCUAGACAUCGCUGUAUUGUGUACCUGUAUUAUACAUAGAGCAGUCUGUGCGUCUGUAAAUGCAGCUGUGGGUCAUCAAAGGGUGGGGGAACCGGUCUAUAAACUAUAAAGUAUAGUUAGGUGUGAAAUGUAUUCUGUGUGUUAAUCAAGUUAAAUGCUGCACUGGGAGUGACCACCUGCUGUGGGACCCAGCAAGUCUAUCUACUACAGCAAAUGGCUAGGGCAUAGGGCAGCACAAAACCAGGAUACACCACUGUGUGUGUCUAUGUAUAUGCAUGCAUGCAUGCUAGUGUUUAUAUUUGUAUGAAUGUCAGUGUGUGUUACCAAUAAGGUGAUGUGUGGAGCAAGCUAUGUGUGAGUGGCUAAUUCUGUACGACAGGCUGAACAUGUAUAUGUUUGUGGGGACGGGGGGGAGGGGGGAGGUGGGGAUGGAUAACAUACUCUAAUUAGAAAUAUGACUGGUAAUUUGUGUUUCAAAUACAAAUGUCUGGACACACCUGUUGGUUACUUUAAAGAGUCCGUUUUUAUCCAGGAGUACAGAAAUAGACAAUGUUUUGUCACCUAUCUAUGCCUUUGUCAAGUCUUUCAAGUCGGACUUAACAAAGGUACAGAUAGGUAUCGAAACGGUGUCUAUUUUCGUUACUCCUGAAUAGAACAUUGCCUCUUUAAAUAAACCAACAGGUGCAUCCAGACAUUUGUGUUUCAAACUACUGGAUGUAUUUGGGAGUUAGCCUUCCCAAUUUGGAGGCACCCCGAUGGGAGUAUUCCCUGGAUAAUGGUGUGUGCAUUUCCUCUUCAUUUGAAAAAUAUGAUCAUUUUGUUUCAGCUCACUCCUGUAUUGUUAACACCAAGGACCUAGCGUCCCUCUAUGAAAAGCUACAUGUCCAGGAAACUAAUUGCUGGAUUUCUGUGUUGGAAAAGAAUAGCCAGGAAAAUCCAAACCAAAAAAACUGUGUAAACUGUUCAGCUGUUUCCACAGUGACGUUUCAGGAAGCUAAUCACUUACUGAGAUGAAGAUAUCGGAUGUUUGUGAGCAAGUUUCAGUUUGUUACUAUGUUACAGUCUAUUACUGUUAUUACUAACUGUAUAGACUGUGUUAAAAUAAAUACUAUUAUACUGCAAGUUUUCAUAGUGUGUUCUGAUGACCGUACAUAUAAAUGGAUAUUAUUAUUUUUAAAGAUAUUUUAUAGAGAAUGGGUUAAUGGGGAGAAUGCAGCCAGAGCAGACAGCUUCUGGGAUCUUUCAACCUGUUAAAUCCAUGUUUCUUUUAUCCGUUUUCCUGUGAAGCUGCACGUUUUCAUUUGCACAUACACACUAGCCUGCAGGCAGAAUAGUCCAUAAAUAAAAUACUGAUUGCUUAGGCUUUGCUUUUGAAUGUUGCACUUGGCAACUGGAUUCUAUUGCCUGGGAAACAGGCUUAAUCACAAGUUUGUAUCUUUAGCUUGAUGAAACACUUUUGAUGUAUAGAACAUGCCCCUGCAGCCUCACUGCUCAAUCCUCUGCCAUUUAGGAGUUAAAUCACGUUGUUUAUGAACCCUAGUCACACCUCCCUGUAUGUGACUUGCACAGCCUCCCUACACACUUCCUGAAAAGAGUCAUAGUUUACACUUGCUUUAUUGCAAAUUCUGUUUAAUGUAUAAUUUCUUAUCCCCUGCUCCAUUACUAACUUGCUAGACCCUUCAGAAGCCCCCUGUGUGUAAUAAAUGUUCAAUUUAAAGAGCAGGAGAUAAAUAAUAAUAAUUUUAAACUGACACAAUGAAAAAAAAAAAUAAUGCAGGCUGUGCCAGUCACAGCCAGGGGAGUUGUGGCUAGGGCUGCAUAAACAGAAACAAAAGUGAUUUAACUUCUAAAUGGCAGAGAACUGAGCAGUGAAACUUCAGAGGCACGAUCUAUAUACCAAAACUGCUUAAUUAAGCUGACGUUGUUUUGGUGACUAUAGUGACUAUAGUGUCCAUUUAAAAAAAUAAAAAUAAAUUGUAUUUAAUUGUAUUUAGCAUUGGCAAUUUCAGUUUUCAUUUCUACAUUAGCUCCACCUCCCUCUUUCUCCCCACAAUCCAUCUUUUAUACUUCUAUAAAAUUUCUUUUAUAAGUUAGAUGAUUCUUGGCAAGACAUGGGCUUCAAUCAGUUUCUGCAACCACGUCUUGCCAUUUCCCAUUGACCAUAACGGCUGGUGUUAACAGCCAUCCCUGCGGGCAAUAGAAAUACAGCUUAAAUUUUUUGUAAAACUUGCUGUUUGAAGAAUGUUUGUUUGUCUGUUUUUACCUAAAGUUUUAAUUCCCUGGUUGAUUCCCCUACAAUUUACUGUUGGGAGAAUACUCUUCCUGGAAUUGAGAUUACUAUCAGUGACCAAAAUAUACACAGGUGAGGAUAAACAAAUGUCAGCUGGGUCCCGAGGCUGCUGUAAACUUCAGAUUUCAGUAAAGAAUAAUAGCAAACAUAGUAAAAGUAAAAUUUCCCUGACUUUUCCAUAUAUUACUGAACUUUUGUUAACUGUUGAGCAUGUGCCUACACUGAGGCAUUUCUAUCCAUUUUCUAGAAUGUAUAAAUGCUCUUAACAUCUUAUUUAAUCUUGUAGGAUAAAGCCUUGGGUUUUGAGUGUGUUUAAUAUGACUUGCAAAGUCAAUCUGUAACUAUGGAUUUUUUCCUCUCGUCUUCCUCGCUUUAGCUUGGACUGGAUAUGGAAGAGCUAGAGGAGAUAGAAGAGGAUGCAGGCCUUGGUAACGGUGGAUUGGGUCGUUUGGCAGGUAUGUCAUUUGCAUGCAAACCUUAAGAUUUCACACUCUAUAUACAGCAAGCUUGGAGAGUAAAUGGCAUAAUCACCAGACUGUGAAUUACUAAUUGCUAGGAUUGCAUUUUCACUUGCCAAUGGGCCAAUUUCUAGUGGAGAACAAUGUAUAGAUUUUUAAAAAUUAUUUCAUAUUUAUUUAUUUUUUACAAACAUAAAAAAAAAAAAAAAACAGAGUAAGAAAAUAAAAACACAACCAUACAUAUAUAUCCUUUUAAAACAUCCACUACUACAUCCCCACUCAUCCACACCCAUACUCCCUCCUCCUGUAAUGCAGUUUCUAACCAUAAAAUACAACAUUCCACUAAGCACUACAAAUACAUUUAAUUGUUUUUCCUUCCAGGUUUGUUUUUAUAUUCAGUCCAAGGAGACCAUCUUUUAUUAAGUUCUAUACUUUUUCCUGUACUUGGAUAUAUUAUAUGUUCCAUUUCACAUAUUUCAUCUACCUUAUUAUACCAUUCAUUGAGUAAGGGGAUUUGUGCUUGUUUCCAAUAUUUUGGCAUCAGAAUCUUUAUUGAAUUUAACAAUCAUUGCAUUAAUGUAGGGUUCAUUUCAAUUUCGAGAUCUUCAAUUUUUCUUUAUUAUAGUUACAAUUUUUGUCCCAUAAUGGGAAUAAGAGUGGGCAAAACCACCAUAUAUGUAGGUUGGUGCCCUAUUCUAUUAUUAUUAUUAUUAUUAUUGCCAUUUAUAUAGCGCCAACAGAUUCUGUAGCGCUUUACAAUAUUAUGAGAGGGGGGAUUUAACUAUAAAUAGGAAAAUUACAAGAAAACUUACAGGAACGAUAGGUUGAAGAGGACCCUGCUCAAACAAGCUUACAGUCUAUAGGAGGUGGGGUGACACUUUGAAUGAGUUAGCAGUUUGAGGAUACAGGAAGCCAAUCUAAGUACUGACAGAGGGAUGAGGUGUGAGAGGACCAACUAGAGAGGAAAAUCCGUCUGGUGGCAGCAUUCAUUACAGACUGUAGCGAAGCAAUACGGCUUUUGGGAAGACCAAUUAGGAGAGGGUUACAAUAAUCAAUGCAGGAAUUUACUAGAGCAUGGACACGCUCCUUGGUAGCAUCUUGUGUAAGAAAGGGGCGGAUGCGGGCUAUGUUUUUAAGAUGGAAUCUACAGGAUUUGGCAACAUACUGGAUGUGAGACUCAAAAGUGAGGCUAGAAUCAAGUAUGACGCUACGUCUGCACGCGUGCAAGGAUGGACUGAUGUGGAUACCACUAACUUAAAGGGAGAGCGAAAGAGAAGGAUCAGUAUUAGGAGGAGGAAGGACAAGGAGCUUAGUUUUAGAGAGAUUGAGUUUCAGAAAGCUGGAGGACAUCCAGUCAGAGAUGGAAGAAAGGCAAGCAGUGACAUGUUGCAGGACAGCAGGGGAGAGAUCCGGGGAGGAGCGAUAUAUCUGGGUGUCAUCAGCGUACAGGUGGUAGUGGAAUCCAAAUGAGGUAAUAAGUUUGUCAAGAGAGGCAGUAUAAAGAGAAAAUAGAAGGGGACCAAGGACAGAGCCUUGGGGGACUCCAGCCGAGACAGAACGAGGGGAGGAGGUUUCAUUAGAAAAUAAGACACUGAAUGAGCAUUGGGAGAGAUAAGAGGAAAACCACGAGAGGACAGAGUCACAGAGACCGAGUGAUUGAAGAGUUUGAAGAAGGAGAGCAUUAUCAACAGUGUCAAAGGCAGCAGAGAGGUCAAGAAGAAUUAGUAUGGAGUAGUGGCCUUUGGAUUUAGCUGCGAUUAGGUCGUUCAUAACUUUGAUAAGAGCAGUUUCAAUAGAGUGGAGAGGGGGCGGAAGCCAGAUUGAAGAGGGUCAAGGAGAGAGUUGGAAUUGAGGAAGUUAGACACUUGGGUAAAGACAAGUCUUUCCAGAAGCUUUGAGGAAAAAGCGAGCAGGGAUAUAAGACGAUAGUUCGAGGGGGAGGACAGGUCAAGAGAUGUUUUUUUCAGGAUAGGUACUACAGUGGCAUGUUUAAGGUCAGCAAGGAUAACACCAGAAGAGAGAGAGCAGUUGAAUAUGUGUGUUAAGGAAGGUACAAGACAGGGGGAGAGAGAUCUGAUAAAGUGAGAUGGGACAUGAUCGAGUUGGCAAGUAGAGGUGAGAAAAUCUGAAAGGUAGGUAGGAAAGGCAUGAUUAACGUGUGGUUGAGAAAGAGAACUCUAAAGAGAAUUAUUUCUUUAGCUGUUCAAUCUUGCCAGUAAAGCAGCAGGCAAAGUUAAGGUUAGUAAGGGGGUGGCCACAGCAAGGCAAAGAAGAGAGUUAAAGGUGUCAAACACCCUGGGAUUGCGUAAGCACGAACUAAUGAGAGGAAAAGUAUGAAUGUUUGGCGAGGUCAAGGCCUGCGCUGUAUGAACACAAUAGGAAUCUAUAAUGGAGAUAGUCUGUCUGGGUGCGAGACUUCCUCCAGGAGCGUUCAGCACAACGGGAGCAACUCCACAGAUAGCGUGUUGAUUUAUUAUGCCAUGGUUGGGGGCGUGUCCUCCUCGAGGUGUAUGUUUGGAGCGGGGCUGCAGCGUUCAAGGCAGAGGUGAGGGUAGUGUUAUAUGUGGAGAUGGCCAGUGAGGGACAGGAGAGAGAAGUGAUAGAUAGCAGUUGUCAACAAAUAUCAGCUGACAGCUGCUGGAGGUCAAUAGAAUUAAGAUUCCUCCUGAGUGGAGGGGGGUUAGGCUGAGGUUGUUUGAGUGUGGGGGUACUUAAGAGCAAACAAUAAGAGUUGGUGAUCAGAGGAAAUGGAGUGUUGCAGAUAUUAGAUACUGUACAUGCAUAAGAGAAAAUGAGGUUGAGGAUAUUGCCAGCUACAUGGGUGGGAGAAAUAGCCCACUGUGAUAACCCGAGGGAGGAAGUCAUUGAAAGUAGUUUAGAGGCUGCUGAGGUCAAACAUGUAUCUGACGUACCUUGUUGGAUUUUAUGUAACUGGGUCUCUAUACCACUCCGAUAAGAUCUUAAAGGAAUUCUCCUGAAUUUUUAUUGACAAAGAGUGAUAUUUAUUGACUUAUAAAACCAUCUUGUUGCAUUGUUUAUUGUUAACAUUUGUAGUACAGUCUGAUUCCCAUUUCUUAAUAAAGGUUUUAUCCAUUUCCUUUUCUAAGAUAAUUUUAAAGGAUUUUUUAGUUACCAAAUUAAUGGGAGCAUUCUUUCAACCUGUGACAAGUUUAUUGCUUUUAAAGAUAUACUAAUCCCUACCUGUUGGAUGGAGAAAGCCAUGUUGUUAUGAAAAGUUGAAAAUUCUGGAUUUCCUUUUCAGGAGUAACGUAUUUAAAAGUUGCAGCUAUAAAAAAAAAAGUUGGACAUUAGUGUAGAUCUUUUGUAUAUUCACUGAAGGAGAAAGAGCUCUUGGACACGCAUUUUUUUUAUAUAUAUGUUUGAAUAUUCAAAUCAAUUGAGGGCUAUAUAUGGCUCACAAUAUGUAAUGCUUGCCAAGUUUAUUUACUUAUAAUUGUGAUAGCUAGGAAUUAAGGCUAUACUAACUCUAUGAUGAUUGCUCUAUCUUUAGCACUUUGCCCCAGAAUAUCAGCUGCUUUUGUUGUGAUAUAUCUCGAAUAUAAAGUCUCUAUGUCUUCACGAAGCUGUUGUCUGUGACUUUAGAUUUGUGACCAUUUGGUAAUUGUGGUUUUUUUUGUGUGUUUUAGCUUGUUUCCUUGAUUCUAUGGCCACUCUGGGCUUGGCUGCAUAUGGCUAUGGAAUCCGAUAUGAGUUUGGGAUAUUCAAUCAAAGGAUUAUGAAUGGCUGGCAGGUAAAUCCAGAACUCGAUAAAAUUCCAUUUCGCUAUGGUUACUAAUUAUUUAAGUAAUACUUAGACAGAACCAGCUUAAAACAGCAGUACUAAUUGAGCUCCGUGCUGUGUUCAAUUGCGUGCUAAAAAAAUAUAAACAGAAUGUGUGUUAAACUUGACCCUGAUAAUCUUUUACAUCAACUAAUUAUUCUGUAUUUAUGUUAUAUGGCUUUAAUACCAUGUCAGUUUUCAAGGGAAAUACCAAAACCAUAAAACCUUGCAUGUUCAUUGAUUUAGUAUUAGUUCAUUGAGAUGUAACAAGGCAAAGAUCAAUUUUACACCUGUUCUAUGCAAGUGUUACUGAAAAUAUUGCCUAGUUUAUUUUAGCAAUGAUUUUAUGUAAAAGAACAUCACGGAUAAAAACCAUGUGGUAAUCAUGUGGGAACAAGAUUUCCCUUGGUACAAAUCUGAUAUUUUCUUUUACAAUUUGAUUUUUCAACCUGCAGUUUGGCUACUACAUAUAUCAUAAUUGUAUUUAUUUUCAAUACAUUUUGUAAAAAUUUUGUUAAACAGAAAAGGUGUUAUUUGUUAAUAAAAUUUCUAACGACUCGUGAUUUGAAGGAUUAUAUUGUCCCCUGCACUGUGCAUAUUUACAUGAUUGUUUGAAUAUUUAAAUCUAUUGAGGGUUAUAGAGGGCUCACAAUAUGUAAUACUUGCUGAGUGAUUCCUUACUGUUCAAUUUGGCAUCAAUGUAGCUAUUGAUUGGGGCUUGGUUCAGGGCUGAAUCAGGGCUAAACAUGCUUGCCAAACUGCCUUAGAAUGUGCAGGGUGGAGUCAGGCACUAAAAUAGUUUGACAGAUUAGAUUCUAAGCCUCCUGCUUUUCUGCUGGGAAAGAGGAGACGUGGAACGGACCCAUGCAGGAAGUUAAACUGUUACUAAACGGUUUGACUUCUAACAGCUGGUGGUGCACCAGGGCAUGCCUGCCACCAUGACCAUUACAGUAGGAUGUUGUGGUUAUGGUGCUUGGAGUGUUCCUUGUAACUUUUUUUUUGGUGCAUAGACUAUUUAUGAUUACAAGCCUCCCACCCUCCCUCUAAUUAAAAAGUUAUACAUAAGUACACAAGUAAAAAAAAUAUAUUUUUAAAUAUGUGUUGAUCGAUAAAAGAAAAAUGCUAAACAAUAAUACUUUGUAAACAGCCCACCCUAAGACUUGCUAAACUACAAUAAAUGUACCCUUUGAGUGUCAAAAAGGGUGAACAAAUCAUUACUUUUCAAUGCAAAGGUCAUCAAAUUAGGGCCCUUGAUAUAAGCGUCUUGAAAUUUUUAUUUGCAUACUUUCUGUGCCUGUGGAAUAACUCAGCAUUCCCUGUUGAUAAAGGUUGAGGAAGCAGAUGACUGGCUGCGUUAUGGUAACCCCUGGGAGAAAGCACGUCCGGAGUUCAUGCUCCCAGUUCAUUUCUAUGGGCGAGUGGAGCAGACGGCCGAAGGCUCCAAAUGGGUGGAUACUCAGGUAUGUGUCUGUGUUACACACACUAGAUCUGUGUGAUAGGCAUAAGUAUUGUAAGUGCAUUUUUAAAGCAACUGGUCUGCAAGCUCUAGAUUCUAAUCGUCUUCUCUGUGUAUUUAGUGAAGACAUUUAUGCUAUCUGCCUCUCUCAAACAAAUGCUGGGAAAAAAGCAUGUCAGUCGAAUAUUAUCCAUCCCAGCUCCCACUGUUCCUGCUUGAUCUCUGAUUACACACUGUAAUAGUUUAGGUCAAGGGGUGGACAAAGAUAAAUAGCAGAACUACAAAUACCAUGAUGCUUUGUCAAAGUGCUUUGUCAAAGGCUGCCAGGCUUAAGGUGGCUGGCAAUUUGGUAGUUGUAGAUCUACAACAGCUGGGGACCUACCGUUAGAACCGCUUAAGUGAUAUUACCAUCAUUUUGGUUUAUUUUAUAAUAGUGGUUCUGUGGGGUGUUGCAGUGAACACACAAAAAUAAGGCGGUUAAGAUGACAGAUAUUGGCUGGCGUUGAUUGCAUGUACAUUUAUGCAUUGCUGGGUUAGCCUGUGCUAAUGAAGGUCUGUUGUAUUUUCUCUCCUCAGAUUGUUCUUGCAAUGCCUUAUGACACUCCAGUUCCUGGAUACAAAAACAACACUGUUAAUACAAUGAGGCUUUGGUCUGCCAAGGCACCAAAUGAUUUUAAUCUUCAAGAAUGUAAGUGCAUUGUCUGAUAUAAUGGUCUGUGUAAUAUAAUGUGCAUUUAGUGAUAUGAGUAAAAUAUGAUCACAUUUAUACUAUCUAUCUAUCUACUGUGGUACAUUUGACUAUCAAGAUGAAAUCUUAUACAUUUAAAAUAAAGGUGGUAAUGGUUUAGAAUAGAAGCAUUAUAACAAAAAAUAGAGAGGUCCAGGCACUCCAGAUCGCAGUGAAAUAGGCAGUUUAUUAAACUCACAGCCAAAGCAACGUUUCGACCAAACUGGUCUUUGUCAAGUGUGCUUUGGCUGUGAGUUCAAUAAACUGCCUAUUUCACUGCGAUCUGGAGUGCCUGGACCUCUAUUUUUGGUCUACUUAUCUACUGGUCUUUUGGUACUGAGGCCGGCAUGGCUGCACCCAGACUCAGAUUACGUUGGGGGAUUAAUUUCAGUUCCAUCUCAUCUUUUUAGAAUAGAAGCAUUAUCAGUAAUGGAAAUCCUGAUUAUUACUUGAAAUAAGAUUCUUUACCGUUAGUGUUAGCGGAUUUGUUUUGGUAGCCUCGAAAGAGAGGUAAAGGGUGUGUUCCAUACAGCUAAGUUUUCAUACAUGCAUCACUAUACCCUCUUAAUACAAUUCUUCCAGAUAAAAUUGUCCCUUUUAACCCUCAUAAUGUUGACAGCUUAGAAAAACAAGUCUCUUGCUCUCUAUUAAAACUAAGACCACAUUCGUUGUAAACAAACAUGACUGGCAGAUAAUUUAUGAAAUUACACUGAUCAGCAACAGCAUAAAACCACCUGCCUAAUAACGUAUAGGUAGCCCUCGUGUUACCAAAACCGCUCUGAUGUCGAGGCAUGGACUUCACAAGGCCUCUGAACAUGUCCUGUGGUAUCUGGCAAAAAGUUAUUAGCAGCAGAAUCUUUCUAUCAUUGUCAACAUUAAGCUUUUCAGCAAUUUGAACUAAAGUAUCUCUUCUGUGUGAUUGAACUAAACGGACUAGCUUCCGCUCCCACAUGCAUAAAUGAGCCAUGGGUGCCCAAGACCCAGUGCCGUUUCACUGGUUGUCCUUCCUUUUGUCACUUUUAGUAGGUUCUAACCACUGCAUACCAAGAUAACCCUACAAGACCUGCCAUUUUGGAGAUGCUCUGCCCAUUCGUCAAGCUACUACUUGGCCCUUGUCAAAGUCUUUGAAAUCUUUUCGCUUGCGCGUUUUCCUGCUUUCAAUACAUAAAAAUUCAAGAAAUUACUAUUCACUUGCUGCCUAAUACAGUCCACCCCUUAACAGGUGCCAUUGUAGCAAUAUAAUGAAUGGUAUUCACUUCACCUAUCAAUGUUUUUAAUGUUGUGGCUAAUCAGUGUAUAUAACAGGAACCAAAUACCUAUCCGCAUAGACCCCAACCCAUCAUUAUCCUCAGAUCCAAACUCUUUGAAAUGUUGCCAUUAAAUGUGAGGAGAAAGUUUAUUCUGAUACAGUACAUUUUAUGGAAUUAAGCAGAGCAUCAAAAAUGAAACUGAUGUAAUUUUCCAGGACAGAUUCCAAACAAAGUAUCCCACAUACAAUAAGCAAUUACAGCACUACAUGAGAGUAAGUGCACAGAUGGCCCAGUUUAAAGGGACACUGUAGGCACCCAGACCACUUAAGCUAAUUGAAGUAGACUGGGUGCUGUGAUCCUUUUGCACUUAGUGCUGCAAUGUAAAAAAUUGCAGUUCCAGAGAACUGCAAUGUUUAUAUUGCAGCUCUAAGUCUGCCCCCAAUGGCUGUCUGCCAGACAGGCACUGGGAGAGUUUCUGGAAUCCUAAUAGACUUUUGGUCUGUUAUCUGACACCUCAUGGACCUCCAGCAUCCGAUUUUCCACAUCUGUGCAAUAAUCAUGCUGUCUAAUCAGCAUCUUGAUAUGCAACACCUGUGAGGUGGAUGGAUUAUCUCGGCAAAGGAGAAGUGCUUACUAACACAGGUUUAGACAGAUUUAUGAAUAAUAUUUAAGAGAAAUAGGCCUUUUGUGUACAUAGAAAAAGUCUUAGAUCUUUGAGUUCGGCUCAUGAAAAAUGGGGGCAAAAACAAAAUUGUUGCAUUUAUAAUUUUGUUCAGUGUAUAUUUUAAUUUAUUUACUAAUCAAAUUACUGCCCGUUUGGAUCUGUAUUUUAUCAUCAACUAUUCAGUAGAACAGUGGGCUGAUUCACAAUAGUAAGGGAAUGCAGGGAAACAGCACCUUCACAAGUGUCCUCAACUCAAAUAGAGAUGGAACUAUAUGCAAAACAAGAGGAUAAAUAAAAUGGAAUAUGGUGGAGUAUUUUUGAUGCUGGUGAUUAUAAAUAAAAGAAUGGAAAUGCUCUUGAAAUCAGCUCCAGAUAUAUGCGCUUGGACGGUACUAUCCCUGUCUGUGUAUAUGCUCAGGGACAUGUCUUCCGCGAGGCAAACAAGGUAUCUGCCUUGGGCGGCACUUGUCAAGGGGAUAUAAAGAAAUCCGCCCCCCAAACGCCCAGACAGAUCCCUUGCUUGUCUCGAGUCCUGGGGGGCUCAAGAACUAGCCAGCUGGCCACUUUUGAGGCGGCGGGGGAGAGAGGGAGAAUACUUACCUGAGCACUUCCUGCUCAGCUGCCUCCGCGCCGCUUAAUGAAGCCGGGAUUCGGAAUAUGACGUCAGACCGGCUCCCGGCAUCACUAAGCGCCGCCUACUCAGCCUGUGCGCCCCUUGCCUGCCCGACCAGCUGCCACAUUGGACAGGUAAGGAAUCCACUCCAGCCCUGGAGGCUGGGUGGAUUUAAAAUAAAAUAAAAAUAAUUAAAGGUGAGUGUUGGAAGAAAUGUGUGUGUGUGUCUGAAAGUGUGUGUGUCUAAGUGAAUGUGUGUGUGUCUAUAAGUGUGUGUGUGUCUGUAAGGGAAUGUGUGUGUGUGUCUGUAAGUGUGCAUGUGUGUGUGUCUAUAAGUGUUUGUGUGUCUAUGCGAGUGAAUGUGUGUGGGUCAGUGAGUGCGUGCGUCUGACAGUGUGUGUGCAUCUGUCAGUGUGUGUCCAAGUAACAGUGUGUGUGUAUGUCAUUGUUUGUCAGUGUGUGUCUGUCAAUGAGUGUAUGCGUCUGUCAGUGAGUGAGUGUCUGUCAAAGUGUGGCCUUGAUAGGAAGGGAUGGGGGAAAUGUAAAUUGGGGAGGCGGGAGCAGCCCAGAUCCUAAAUACACCACUGGAUAUGCUGAUCUUUGUUUCAGUCUUAAUCUUAUGUGGAAAGGUAUCCUUAGGCUGGUCAGGAGUGUGUGGUGGUCAGCGUUCGUAGGUCUAAACGGAGAGCACAGUAAAGUUAUGCACACUCAUAUACACAUAUAAUCCUCCAGGUAAAAAUCUUCAGAGAUAAAUAGGAAGGUCCAAAUUCAAUUAAAAAAAUAGGUUUAUUUAUAAUCAAAAUAAUAAAACCAAAAAUAUAGUAUAAACACUAAUGCAUUUCACCUUGACACAGGUUUUUUCAAAGCGUCCAUUUUGAAAAAGCCUGUGUCAAGGUGAAACGCAUUAGUGUUUUAUUGGUGUUUUAUACUGUACUUUUGGUUUUAUUAUUGUGGUAUUAUUUCCUGUAAGUCAUGGAGGAGACAUGCUACUCAUGCUACUCUUAAAUGAGCAUUGGGGACCUGAUGCGCAUGCUCAGUGCUCGCUGCACACUCAUCCAAGCUUCCUAAUAAGCUCCCGUGUCACGUGUCGGGCUUUACUUGAUCAGUGUAGCGGAAGUGACUCUAGAGAUGGAUUUAAAAAAAAAAAAUACUGCAAUGCUUAAUUAAAAGGAUUGGGGCAUUGCACCCCCAGGUCCUAUAAGAUCUUUCUAGAAAAAGUCAGAGUUUGGAAUCUCAGCACUCUGAAUCAGACAGGGAACACUGCUAUUAAUAUUCAAGUGAAGGUGGCUCACCUGGAUCCGGUGAACAUGCAGUGCAUGCUUACAUUGUACAUAAAAAUGAAUCUCUGCUCCUCACGUUACGCUAGUGGAAAGGGGAGGUGGAAUAUGGGCACUGGAGAUUUAACUUAAAAUUAAGAACACAAGAGAGAUUUAAACGGUUUGCUGGAAAAGUUUCACUGCACUAUAAUCUCUACAAUAAACUGUCUUGGCUGUAUUUCUUAUCAUGUCCAUUUAAGGGGUGGUAGAGUUACCUUAGAUCAUUUGAUGUAAUCUUGUAUCGUUCGUUGUAAUACCCUACUUUAAUUUAGCUACAACUAUCGUAACUAUCGACUUGCCUUAGUUCAGUGGUCUUCAACCACUGGUCCGCAAGAAUUUAUUGCCGGUCCGCGAAAGCUUUACCCGACUAUACCGUCGGGUGAAAGCUUUCGUGAACCUGCAAUAAAGUGCCGCAAAAUAAUUCCCUGGUGCUAUGAUCUUACGAUCAUAGCACCAGAAACCGUGCCUCCCUCUACCUUGCCGGCUCUGCAGGACUGGAGGGGAGAUCAGAGAUCUCCCUCUCCAGCCCGCUGGCAGUGCAAUGCAGCAGCCGGCAGGGAAGGAGGGAGAGAGGACCCAGGGGACUCUAACCUGCAAUUCCACCGGGUUCUCCUCUCGCGAGCUCAGAGCGUUGCUGCAGUUACCACUGCAAUGCUCCGAAUCUUGUGAGAGUGAACUGCUAGAGGCUGCUAGAGUUCACUCUAACCACUGGGACCACCAGGGCUUCCCCACCGGGCCUCGAGGGAGUGCAGGAAAUGUCCCCUCUCUCAGGCAAAGGUAAGCAGGGAUGGGGGAUAUCAAAAUUACUUUUUUUUUUUUUUUUAAAUAUAUUUAUUUAUCUACUCUCCAACCCCACAGACCUACAAACAUCCUCCCAUAUACACGCACUGCCCCAUACCCAAACACACUGCCCUAUAUACACACACACUUACCUCAUACCCCCACACACAUUGCCACCCCCACACACACACACACACACACUGCCCUCCCCCAUACUCACUCACAAACUGCACCCUUCACACACACACUACAUCCCUCACACAUACCAUUGGUUUUUAUUGCUGGCUGACGCUGGUCCGCGAAAUAUUUCUCCUCUUUUCGCCAGGUCGCGGGUCCUAAAAGGUUACAGAACACUGCUUUAGGUCACUCAAGGACUUACUGCAGCUAUAGAGGUACCUGCUGGCUGUUUUGAUCAGGUUUGUGCACCUGAAAACCAGUUAACGUUGGAGCAGUAUGAAAAGCUGCUUAAUAUGCUUUAAGAAAGGGAAUGCACAUCAGAUGGAGUGGACAGGACAUUCCUUUUGCUAGAAAGGAAAUUUUAUGAAAGCAGUGACUGCUUUAAUCAUCAGUUUUCUAUUUUGGUCAUACUCAUUCCUGGUGGUGGUGGUACCGAGUGGCAAUGUGGCAAUGAAAGGACAUCUUUCAACAGGUUUUUCUAUUACAGGAGCACACUUACAUUGUAAGAAUUGUUACAUUGUCUCGCUCUUGUGAUUAUCUGUACAGUGCUAGCGACAGUCUUGGGAUGACCAUAUAAGGGGAAUACAUGUGGCCCAAGCUACUGCUAUUUUAGUUUAGAUCUUGCCAAGGUUGUUAGGAUGUCGUGUAAAUUUUUAUUAAAGAAAUAUGAUUCUUUAUUUGUCUUCUUCCUAGCAUGAAAUGUUUUGUGAACAGUAAUUCUAGUCCAAUAAUUAUAAACAUUUAUUUUUUUUCAAACAAGCACAAAAGAAUGUGUAUAUAUUUUUUAACAUUUUAUUCAUAAAAUGCACUUAUCCAGAGCUCUCGGUCACGUACAGGAGCUAGUGACUAAACUGACAAUGCAUGAAAAUACUAAUGGCUCUGUGAUAGUAAUAGCAAUACUUUGAAGCUGUCAGUUCUAGUUAUUUGAAACAUAUGUAGCAUCAAGAAAUAUACAGAGGAUGUUGUGAAAGGAAUAUUUUGCUCAUUGCUACUUAUUUCAAAGUCUCAGUGGCGCAUUAAGGAUGAUCCCAUUGUACAGUGCUAUGGAAUUUGCUGGCGCUAUAUAAAUAAUAGAAUAAUAAUAAUCAGUCAUCAUCAAUGCUGCAUUGAGUCUCAUUUAUUAAAAUUAAUUGUAUGGUUUUUGGGGUAAUUUAAAGAAAUGUAAAAAGGGCCUGUGCACUUUAGAUUGAGAAAACUCACAAUUCUCUUUGUGGUUCCAGGCAGGAUGUGGUAAGAAACUAAAAUAACAGAUAAUAUACAUGUGUUUCUUGUUUAGUUAGAAAAAUGUAUAGAUAAAAAAAAAAACAAGAAAGAAAUUAUUUUUAAACCCCAGUAAGUGGGUUUUCAUUCCAUAGACUUUUCCACCAUGAUUUUUAUAUACUUUAUUCCAUAAAUAACAAAAUCUGUGCAUUAUAGCUGAGUUGCAAUGUGUCUAUUUUCCCAACUCUUGGAAUUUAUAAAUAAGCCUAUAAUGUACAUUUAAGAGAUUUACUAUUUUUAACAGUAUAGAAAUUGCGCAUAAGUAUUGUUAAAUACAAAAAAUACAACCAGCUACUGAAAGGAGUAACUGCAUAUGUUUGUAAAAGUCUAUUAUACUAAAUAUAUAUUUGAAAUGGUAUACUUAAAAAGUCUUUGGCUAUGCAAUAUACAUUGAGUUAAUCGGUGUGGUGUAUGUGCUAAAGCACAGGGAUAAACAAAGGCUAGAGUUGACAGGGUCAGAGGUCACUGAGACGGUUAUGACCUGUUUGGAAUGUUCCUGCAAAUAGAGUGUUGGUGUAUGUGAAUAUAGACAUAUAAGAUGACUUACUAGAUUUCACGAUUUAAAAGGAACACAUCAACAAAAUUAUAAUUUAUUUUUUAAAUAAUUGAUAUAUUUUUUUUAGGCUUUGUUUUAAUGAUUUUGUAGUUAGACACCGAGUUAUUCAAUUUAAAUUAAUAUUGUGAUUAGAUUUUUGUGAAUAUUUUUGGCCUCAAAUUAGAUUAAAAAAAUAAAUAUAGUAUGACAUCUAAGGUCUUGGUAAAACGGGACUAUACAGUUAACUCGCCCCAUCGCACCAAACCCCCAACUAACACCCACAGAUUGACCUAUAGCCUUUAAUCAUCAUUUUUCAUCUAUUACACAUGUUAACCUAAUCUUAAUUCUGUAAUCGCCAUGUCUAUGUCUCAUAUACAAUACUUUGUAAUGGUUUGAACACACACUUAGACAUGCCUGUUAUAUUCCUACUAUGUUAUCAAAAAUGGUGCUGCAAACUUGACAUAUGCUUUUCUCAUGUGCUAAUCUUGGAAUUGUCAAAAUGUCUUUACUUGCAUGUUGUUGCUUUAAAGCACCACAAAAAUAACGAAUUAUAAAAAAAAAAUACAUAAUAAAUAAUAAAUCUUGAUUUGGGAAUUAUUUUACUAUUCAAUUAGCAAGAUAACAGAGAGAAAUCAAUAUAACUUUAUUGUGUAGUAUACAUGAGAAGAUGUAAGAAAAUAACACAGUGGUACAAUGAGCAAAUAUAUAUCCAAUUAAAAUUGAGGAAACCUUUGGAAAGAUCUGGGAAACUUGGACAGAAAUUGGGCUUGUGUUAUUAAAUGGGGGUUUGAGAAGAGGCCCAGAUAAUGCCAAAGAAAGUGUGUGAUGCUUUUGAGAUGUAAAUCAGUAUUGAAGUCCGAUUCCUAGUCUGGGUGGAAAACAAAGAUUUAUAAUGAUGUAGGUAGAUGGGGGAAAUACAGUUUUACUUCCCAACAAUUCACACUUUAGUGAAUGACUGUGACAAUUUGAUAUAAAUAUAAAUGUUGGUUAUACAAAUCUUGUCCACUAGCAUCCAUAAAAUGGAAUCACUGCAGUCUCAUAGAAAUGUUCUUUAUUUUAAUCUACAUACAGGAAAAUCUAACCACUCAGAGUUUAUCACGUUUGUUUAAAACAAAUAAAAUAAAGACCUAAUAACACAAAAUAAAUCCCAUAUUUGAUACUGAAGCUCUCUCUUUCCUAUUUAACAAAGGCUCUUAGCACCUGUUUGCCAGAUUAGUUUUGUACUAAGCCUUCUCAUUAUGAGAUAGCAUUGGCAAACAGGUGGUUGUGCAUGCAUACUUGUGUACAUGGUUGAAAAAGCUACAUUGCUGCCAGACUUUAAUGAUGCUUCAAAGGGCACCUGUCCUACCCCAAACAACUUAUGCUCAUUAGACUGAGCGUAAGAUCUUAUCUAUACAUCGUGCUAUCAGUUUUGCUAGCAAAGGUAUAGAUUUGGAGAAAAAUCUAUUUAAGUAUUUCCUCCCCAGCUCUCAGUCAAUGCCUCCCAUAGGUGGCCCCUCUGCUCUUCACUCAUAGGAGCACUCAAUUCCAACGCUGGCAACGACACCAGUGUGCCAACAUCACUGACGAGAUUUGCCCUGCUUAGGUAUGCUUUCCAAUCAGGGCAAAUCAAAGAUUUGGAGGAGCGGAGGAGGCUUAAGUGGUUUAUGAAGAGUAACUCCCACAAAGCGGCGCUGGAAUGGAGGAAAGGUGAGUAAAUCUUUAUAUCUUACAUUGAAUACACCACGUAUCUUUGUGAAUGGUGUAUUCAAUGUAUAUGGGAGCGAUUUCUGAUGAGUUCAUUUUUUUUCACAACAGGUUCACUUUAGGUGUAUAUGGACAUAUUUCAAAUGUUGUGUAUAUUCACCUCUUCUGUCAUCUCCUGUAUUGCAGUUAGCUUUAUAAAUCUGCAGAAUGACCUUUUUUAGAAAUAUGACCGGGUCAGACCUUUGUAUCUUGAAAGUAACACAGAACAACUGUGAUAACACCUAGCAUGGGUGAAUGUUUAUGACACCCUUGAGUCUCAUAGUUUAAUUAAAUAUUUUUUUCAAGUGAGGCAACAAGGCUGGCUAAUUGUUAUGGUCUAAUAAAUGUUUUCCUUUUUUACACGCAUUGCAUUGUAUUGACUAUCCUUAUCUGUAGACCGUAUUCUUUAAUUUAUAUUUUUCUCUAUUUCAGUUAAUGUUGGUGAUUAUAUAGAGGCCGUCUUGGACAGAAAUCUGGCUGAAAAUAUCUCCCGAGUCCUAUACCCCAAUGACAAUGUGAGUUGCAGUUUUAAAAAUCACACAUAAAUCACACAUUUAAAUUAAUAUAUUAAGAAAAAUGAUACCCACACCACCUUAUCUUGAAAUAGUAACUGGGUCCGUGAAGGCUCUAUAUAAUGUUUUACACUUCAAAGUUUGUCUGAAAUAAAUCCUUUUGACGAUCCUCCAAAACAACCUCAGGCGCUGUAGCAAGCUUGGCCAUGUGAAUGUCUGAGGAAAAAGUUCCUAUUUUCAAUAUUUUCAAUAUUUGCUCCAAUUGGUAGAAAAUAAUUUAAAUAACUGGGCAUCUCAUAUAUAACUGGGAAUCGCAUAUAUGUAAACAACAGUGAAGGAAAACAACAGAUAGUCACAGCACUAAUCUUAGUUUAGUGAGGAAUGAUCAUUGUUCCAUAGAUUUUCAAUACAUAAUGUUUAUUUUAUAUUUAUUUCUAAAUGUUUAUUUUUUAUUAUAUAUUCUGUAACUUUAGGUCUAUGAUCCACUGGGCAUUAAAGCACAAGCUUUCUAGAGAAACUACUUUGUUGCUCAUAUUAUUCCACGCAUGGUUGCCCCCUAGGUAAUUCAUUGGUCACCUGUGUAUUUAUAUACUUGGUGACUUGCCAACACAGUUUUUCCAAGGACCCAUAGAUCCUUUAGUGGUAAUGUACAGAGCAUUAAUUAUUUAAGGAUGACGGAAAAAUUGCUUAGAAAGAGGAAGAGAUCAUAUUGCAGGCAAGCAAUACAUGAUAUCCUUUAAAUAUCUCCUUCUGCAAAGAAGCAUUCACUCCAGUUGUUGUAAAAUACAUCUCCCAUAUUACUCUUACAGCCAAAAUGCUGGCAAAAAAUCAGGGGAGAUGUAGUCCACGACAUCUAGAGUGUCGAAGAUUGCCUACUCCAGAUCUAGAAGGACAGAAAAAUGCCAUCAACCAUGGAUAGGCAGGAAGGGAGAACUGGAAAUGUGUUAAGAACACAAUCAGUGGCGUACACAUGACCCAUGGGGCCCCGGUGCGAAAAUUGAUCCGUGGCCCCCCGCGCGCGCGCUUACUCGGCGCGGGUUGGGGCCGCAACACAUGGCGGCGGGCACCUGGUCGCAGGGGUUGCAGGGCUGCGACCCCGCGACCGCGGUAUGCACACACACUUAAAGGACCACUACAGACACCCAGAUCACAUCAGCUCAAUGAAGUGGUCUGGGUGCCAGGUCCCUCUAGUUUUAACCCUGCAGCUGAAAACAUAGCUGUUUCAGAGAAACGGCUAUGUUUCACUGAGGGUUAAUCUAGCCUCUGGUGGCUGUCUCAUUGACAGCUGCUAGAGGAGCUUCCGCGAUUCUCACUGUGAAAAUCACAGUGAGAAGACACGGAACGUCCAUAGGAAAGCAUUGAGUAAUGCUUUCCUAUGGGCGGUUUAAAUGCGCGCGCCUCUUGCCGCGCAUGUGCAUUUGGAGCUGAGAGGCGGAGGGAUCCCCAGCGCCAAGGGAGUCCGACGCUGGAGAAAGGUAAAUGCUGAAGACACAAACACACACUCUCACGAACAGACGCAUACACACUAGCUAACAGACACACACAUUUACUGACAGAGACAUACUCAGUGACAGACAUACAUACACACUCACUUACAAAACAUACACUUUCACUGACAAACACACACUCACUAACAGACAUCAAACACACUCAGUAACAGACACACACAGUAACACACUCACUAGCAGACACGCACCCAAUAACAGACACACACACUAACACACACACAAACACAUUUUUUUUUUAAAUUUAAUCCCUCCAACCUCCUUACCUUUUGGAGUGCUGGGGGGAUUCCCUGGGGUCCAGUGGUGGUGCUGCUGGGCUCCUGGGGCUCCUGGGUGGCCGGCGCGCGAGGGAGCACUCUGCUCUGAGUGCUUCCUCUUCAGCUCCCUUGCGCGCCGCAUAGGGAUGCCGGAGCUGGAAGAUGACGUCAUCUUCCGGCUCCGGCAUCAGUGCGGUGUGCGAGGGAGCUGAAGAGGAAGCACUCAGAGCAGAGUGCUCCCUCGCGCGCCCUCCCGCCUGCCUGCCCGGUGACAGCAGGGCCAGCCUCGGGGGGCCCUGAGGUGGCUGCCUCCUGGGCCCCCCAGGAGAAGAGGCUGGCCUUCUGGGUACAUACCGGGUCGCAGGGGCGGCCGGGCCCCCUGGUGGGCCGGGCCCGGUCGCAACCGUGACCCCUGCGACCCUGGUAUGUACGCCACUGAACACAAUACAGGUCUAAUAAAUUAAAAAUAAAACAUAAAAAAAAAUUAUUUUAGUUUCAUUUUAUUUUUUAAAUUUAUUAGACCUGCAUUGUGUUCUUACCAAAGACGAUUCGUUAAAAACGUUUAUCUAUUAUUGUCACUGUUUUGUCCUGUGACUAGAAGUUCAGAUCUAUUUGUUUACCUCUGGUUUGCAGAAGUUUCUUUUGGCUUUCUUGAACCUCUCGGUCUAUAUUUGCUGUUGUGUGCCUCACAUUUCCUAUUGUAUGUAUAUCGCUGGUGGAUGGGGAGAGCUGUCGCUUUCUUUUAGCUGAACUGUUAACCUUUUCUAAGGUUAGAAAUAAGCUGCUUGCUUAUUUAUUUAUCUGUAGUAAGAAAAAAAAAUUCUACGCAACAAGUGCAAAGUGAUUUCCAUGCAAUGAUUUUCAACGUUAAAGGAGAAUAUUAAUUGAGAGUGUCGUAAAUGGUUUCACAGAUUAUUAUGGGAUGGCCCCUGGUGAUAUACAGGAUGUUUCACACUGAAUGUUUUUGGAUUGUCUGCUAAUAUGUUACUCUGUCUUAGUUCUUUGAAGGUAAAGAGUUGCGUUUGAAGCAGGAGUACUUUGUUGUAGCUGCCACGCUUCAAGACAUAAUCAGGCGAUUCAAGUCUUCCAAGUUUGGAUGUCGGGAUCCGGUUAGAACAGCUUUUGAUUCAUUCCCAGACAAGGUAAAGUGCUUGAUCUAUUAUUCAUUAUUUAAUCCUACAUAGGGAUGUUCUCCAAAAAUACAUAUAAUAAUGCUACUAUAAAACACAUCUGUUAUAUUAGUUCAGAGAUAUCUUAAAGGUACCUGGUAUAUUCUGAGGUCUUCCACUAAACACGGAAUUGUACAUUUUAGUUUAAUUGAAAACAUUCAAUUUUUUCCCAAUUCAAAUAUGAUUUGCAAUGCUCCUUUUCAAUUUGCCAAGUUUUAGUGGAGAACCCUCUGGUGUCUGCAUUACAUUUUAUAUGUUUCUGGGCAGCCUCAAGGGAUAGUUUGGGAAUAGACGGAGCCAAUUAUAAAUAUUAUCUUGUGAAUAAAGUCAUAGCAUUACUUAGUAGCAUAGCAGUUUGUACACAGAACUUUAUGACUGAAUGUAGAUAUUAUAUUACCAUUAUAGAGCAGAAAAUUCAAAAGGGUAACUUAUAGAACAGUUUGUAAAAUAAAGAUUUGUGGAAAUAAGCAUUUUAUUUUUCUCCAAUGGUGCAGACUAAGAAUACCUCCUGGUGCUUUAGUCGCUGUGGACUAAAGCACGAUGGAAGUUGUAAAUCAUAGUAGCUGGGAUGCCAGGAUAUUGCUUGUCCUUUCUACUGAAAACUGCAACCCCAAUCAAAGUGUUUGUUGGACUCUGCAGUUUUGGGCAUUGUGUACAUUGGCAGAGUGUGAUGGGAGUUACAAUUGGAAUUGCAAUCUAUUGUAAAGCAUCACUUCCAUCAUGCAUACAAAACAACAAAUACAUUGUGUGGUGAGAGCUGAUGUGCCAUGUAGUUUAUAUAUACUGUGAAAAUAGGAUGAUUCUGUACCAUUUACUCAUACUCACUUUUCUUAUCAUGAUUGACCGAAAGAUAUUUGAAAAUGGCUCAUAAUUUUCGCAGCAGUCGAGAGAGAUAGGGUGGAGGCAACUUUUAAAUCUGUGCCUUGCAUUUCAUGCUUUGCUUGUCAUCAGAACAUUCAAUAUAACAGCAAAGCAAAGAUACCAAGCCAUCCUGAUAGCUACGAUAUAGUUUAUAGUGCGAACAUUUACUCAUAAAAUCUAUUCGUUUACAAGAAAUCAGAAAUGUUCAUGAUCCACUCUUGAUCAUCCAAGCUGCUUGCACAUAUGUGCAUCAACCUACAUAGUGCCUGUUCCCUUGAUCCUGUUCCCUCAUAUUUAAUUAACACUCUGUCUCCUUCUCUUGCUCUGCCCCUCACUAAAAUAUUCAAUAUCUUCCUCUCCUGGCAUAUUUCCUUCAUCUUUCAAGCAUGCAACAGUAACCCAUUAUGUAGCGCAUUAUACUCCAACCUCUCCUUCAUCCCGCAUGUCAAGUCGAUUGCCAAAUCCUGCCAUUAUCAUCUCAAAAACAUAGCACGCAUCUUCCUAUUCACCUGUACCUCCUACAUCUCCACCCUCUGUCAGUUCCUACAUUGGCAUCCCAUAAAAUAGAGAGCUUUAAAAUUAAAUUUAAAAUUCUUAGGGGGCAGGCCUUUCCCUUCCGUAUCCUAACCCUUGCCUCUCUCCGAUAGGCAUUGGCUGUAUGAAUGAUACUCCACUCCCCCCAACCCCCUUAUUUUUUCUCUUCGCCUCCUUUCUCUUUUCCUUAUUUUCCCUCCCCACACCUUGCUUUCUCUUCUGCAUCUGUCAUAAAAAGAAAAACUAAGCCAUCAUUGAAAACUAUUCUAGCAACCUACUUUUCUACCCUACCUUUACUUUUUGUGUUAUUAUACCCCACUCUCUCUAGGAUUGGCCAUCAACCCCCUCUGUUCCUGUCAGUCUAACUCAUCUGGUUAAAAAUACUUGUCUGUUAUCCCACCCAUUGUACAGCAUGGAGGAAUUUUUUGGUGCUUUUUAAAUAUUAGUAAUAAUUGUAACUGAUUAACUGUUUUAUUUAAAGGAACACUAUAGACACAAAGACCACUUCAUGUGCGUAAAACUUGGCAAUGCGAUGUAAUUGUCCCCUAGGAAAACAUUGAUUCAGUGCUUUUCUAUGGGAAAGUUUAAAAUGUGUGUGUGUGGUUCAGGUCUGUGGGCUACUUCCUAGGAAUGGGGAUAUUUAUUCCACAAUUCCAAUCCUGUCCACACUUUAAACAAGGCACCUCCAACUAUACUCCUGUAUUCUGAACUACAACUCCCACAAUUCUUUAGCCAUCUAUUGCAUUCAGUGACUUCUGGGAGUUGGACGCGAUCAACAUUUUGGAGACCAGAGCUUGAGAUCCCUGCUUUAUAUCCUUUCAUUAGAAAACACUGAUGGAUUUCAUAACAUGGAAGUCAUUUGUGACCCGGUUUCUUUGUUAAACAGGUUGCCAUCCAGCUGAAUGACACACAUCCUGCCCUUGCCAUCCCAGAGCUCAUGAGGAUCCUGGUUGACAUUGAGAAAUUGGAUUGGGACAAGGUAAUUUGGUGAUAUAAUGAUGGCUACUCAUGUGUUAUCUUAACCCGUAUCUACAAAUUCCACAUACAGAGCAAUGUGCCUGAGCUUAAGCCAUCAAUGAUCACACUUUGACUUGAUAAAUUAAAGGCAUGACAAUACAUGCGCAAACCAAUAUUUCAGUGAGCAUGGUUUUUAUUAUGAAACAAUUCAAUAGCCACAUAACCUUUGGAAUAGAAUUACAUGGACUUACUUGGAGGGGGAGGGGGGUUCACUAUUACAAUUUCAAACAGAAAUUUCAGAAUUGCAUAACUGGUUAACACCUUAAUAAUAGCUAAAACGAAUGUGCAGGAAACCCUAAAUUUGCAGACUAAUUACUGAAAUAGUAACAUAAUGGAAGAUUUGAAAAAAACAUGCAAACAGCACGAAAAAGUUUUAAAACCAUCUGUAUAUUGUAAAUUUAGAAGCAAUCUUGCAGUACAUUAAAUAAACAUGAUAGGCGAAACGCGCUGAUAGGUGAAACGCGCGUCAGGGAGUUCAGGGUGGCGGAUGAUAUAGAUAAGCAUGGCAAAGAUUGUUAGUCCAUUCUAAGCAGUUUGAAACUUCUACCAGACUUAGUUCAAGAAAUUUCCCGUACUUAGAGACGCAAAGAUUAAUAGUAUCUACCUCUCUAGGAAAUUGUUCUUUCCGUCAUACCAUGGAUAUGGGGAGGACGGUACUCGGGGUAUGGAUCAGUCAGGGGUAGAAAGGACAGUAUAGAGUUACAGGUUUCUGAGAGGAUAGAGCAGGGAGAGUUAGGUAUAACUUUUGUUCCUUCCCUAUCUCCCUGUGCCAUUAUACUGUUUUAAGUACAGAUUCUCCUCUCCUGUCCUCUUUUGAUCUGGUCCUCGGCACUUUAUUAUGAGAGAUCGAUAGGCUGGAAACCUAGGUUAAAAUAAGGUUAGCAUUCAUCGCUGUCUUCUGUUGACGUUUGUCAUAUAAACAAGUGGUGUAUCGAGUGAACAGGUGUUUUCUUACACUUUAGAUUAUACAGUUACAAGAGAAGUUUGUUACAGUGAUAAAAAGCAACAAUGUUACACUAGAUCAUCACUGAAGAUUUACAAUCCCAGUAGGCAGAAGUGUUAAAAACGUACCAACGGGUGAAUGAAUACCCAGUGACAUUUUACGCUAUCAGUAAACCUAGAGAUACAGGGGACAUUACCCUCAUUAUUACUGUUUUAGAGAACUGCUAUCGACCAAAAGAUAUUGGGAAUAAACUCAUCUAUCCACACACCGAUUUGUUUAAUAAUAAGCAAGGUCGUUUAUGUACACCUACUUAUUAGAUGAUAGGAUCUCUAUUCAAGGGCUAAUAAAGUCCGUAGUGGGUAUUUUACUACACUAUUUUAUAAUUAUUUUGACAUAAUUUUUUCGUUAUAUUUUGUUAUUUAUUUAUUUAUUAUUUUUGUUUUUUACCAUCACUAGAUGUGUAUUUAGUGCACUUGUUUGGGGUGAUAGUGUGUAUCUAGUGCCCCUUAAAAUUAAGGGACUUUUAAAUUAAAAUAUUAAAAGUGACGUUUUAAAAAUUGAUAAGUUUCACUAAACAUCUUAGUGUUCCUCCUGGUGUUUAAACGAAAUUGCACCGGAAUCUCCAACUUCUCUUUCUUUUCUUCUUUGGUUUAUCAACUAGGGGUUACCCCCAUGGAGGUUCUGGUUAUUUAAGGCUCUUUUCUUCUUUUUUCUUAUUCUUUAAAUGAAUGUUAAAUAAACAUGAUGAUUAUAUUCUUUAAAUGGUAUUAAAAUGAUUAAGAUCUAUGGAAAUACUGGUGACAUACCACUGACGGUGUUAAUGUUAAUUUAUCCCUAGGCCUGGGAUGUAACUAAGCGGACCUGUGCAUACACCAACCACACAGUGUUACCCGAAGCCCUGGAGCGCUGGCCUGUUCAUCUCUUUGAGAAACUGCUCCCUCGCCACCUGCAGAUUAUCUACGCCAUCAACCAAAAACACCUGGAUGUAAGCCUUGUGUCAAGAUUUAAAGGGCUAUUCAAUAAAGUGUGAAUUGCCAGCAAUGCAAAGGGAAUUGUAUAUUUUAGACCAAACUAGUGAAAAAAAUAAAUAAAUAAAAAUCUGAGGAUUUUUCUUUUCCUAAAAUCUGACACUGUUUGAAUUCUUGACAAUGUACACUUUAAUGACUAGCCUAAUUUAUCUUUAAACAAUAGACUGUCAUAUAAUCCUGGUAUAAUCCCCAUAUUUUCUAAUGUUAUGUACUCUAGUGCAAAAUGGAUAGCAGUUAGCAGUUGAGGACUCGGAGGAGUAAAUUGUAUAUAAUAAGAUACUCUGUCCAUUCACAUUUCUCAGUUUGCAGUAUGUCCCAGAAUGCAUUGCAAAUGGAGCAAACCACUAAGGUUUCUGGGUCAGGUGCACAGUUUACUUCCCGUGUUUAGUCUUGUGCUUUCAAAUUCUGAUGUGGCCUCCUGUGUAUGUUGUAAUGUAACCUUUACAUUGAUAUAAUUUGUUGAUAUUUUUGCUAGCACAAUGUUUCUAUAUCAAUGUAUGUGCACAUCGAAUAUGGAGGAUCGAUCACCUAAAUAGGGUGGGAGAUAUAUUAUAUUGGGGAAUACGGACCCUUAUUGGUUUUCCAUGCACAGUUUAAAUAACUCUUACGUGUGCCUUGUUUCAUUUUGUUUAUAUUAAUUACCAUUGAUAAAGAGCAUUUAUUUAGAUACACUAUCUAGAGUAAAAUGGCCCAUGUUGUUCCCCUGCAGCUAUGAAGCUGAUAAUUGGCCAUUAUUUGUAGUGUAAACCUAGUGAAAUCCCAGGGGUUUAUUUACUCAACUGCAAGUUUUGCUGACAUGACAGUCUGAGAAGGUUUGAACAUUCCGACCUCCACAAAAUCUCCACAACUCAGCAGUUUUUUUUGGUUUUUUUUAUUAUCUUUCUCAGCUUGAAUUAUUAUUAAUUUAAAUUAUAUUUAAAUUAUCUUUUUCUGUCAGAUCACCACUAAUAACUAGCAUUUAUAAAUCCAAUGUGCAGGCAGACCUGACACUGUUACCGAGCUACAAAUCCAGGCAGGUGUAUGAUUCAUUAGUGUGACAUGCCAGGAUUCAAGUGAAUUGCAAAUCUUAGGCCACAUUAGCCUCACUCAGCAUUUGUUAUCUGGAUAUUAUGGGAGUUCUAAUUUGAUAGCUAGAGAGCUUUUCCUUUAUUUUAGAUGAGCGGGGUUGGAUAAACUCCUGUUUUUAUCUCCCUGAGGCCUUAACCCCACAUUAUGUAAUCUUAGAUCAUAUAAAAUUAGGUGGUAGCUAACUUGUACUAGUUUACACAUCAGUGCAAUUAAUGGGAACUCUUCUGUCAGGUCUUUGCUAGGGAAAAUAAUUUCACAAUUGCAAAGUGCUGGAACCCGGGGGAUUUGUCACCAGUCUAUAUAUAUAUAUAAGACAUCACCUCACCCUUCUAAAAGUCUUACAUGCUUUGUUUUUCUUCUUACUCUUCUCCCAACACCCAGGAAGUUGCAGCCUUGUAUCCUGGUGACUUUGAUCGUCUUAGAAGGAUGUCCAUUAUUGAAGAAGGCGACUGUAAACGAAUUAACAUGGCUCAUCUGUGUGUGAUCGGGUCUCAUGCUGUGAAUGGAGUGGCCAGAAUUCACUCAGAAAUUGUUAAAAAUACAGUGUAUGUAUCAAGGGAGAAUAUCUUCUGCACCUUGAAUGCUAUUUAUAAAGCACCAACACAUUCUGCAGAACUGUACACGAGAUAUAGUUUUAAAAAAACAGUAGUUGCAACAAGACAUGAUGGACAUACAGGAACAGAAUGUGCCGAGUGUCAUUUUUAAACAAGCUAGCAUUCUAACGGGUGGAAUGCCCAACUAUUUGCUCUUGAUCAUUGUAAAUGCAAAUCUCAAAAUCUCCAACAUGCCGCUUGGAGUGAGAGCCAUUAAUUAACCACAGCUUUAGACACAUUGGGGUGAAAGUAUUCUCUUGAUUUAAAGUACUAAAAGUGGGGGAAUCGCCGUGGAAACCACUGGAAGCAGCAUGCACAUUCCAUUGGUUAUUUUUCCCUUUUUAAAUAUUUGCACCACUUAUUAGAACAGAACACUUUGAUAAACCUCCCUGUAGUUUGUAAAACCAGAUAGAUUAAUUUGUAUCAUAUUGUGACUGUAAAAACAAGAGCCAUAUUAUAGAGCGGCCAUUAAAGGGACACUCCAGCGCCAGGAAAAUAAAUCGUUUUCCUGGCACUGCAGGUCUCCUCUCCCUCCCACCUCCCAUCCCAUGUUGCAGAAGGGGUGAAAACGUUCCUCGGCGGUGGUUUCAAGUCCGCCCAGACUCCUCCCCCGCCGUCAUCUGGCGGGGGAGACCUAAUGCGCAUGCUGGACAAUAUGGCACGCGCAUUAGACCUCUCCCUGUGCUUUCCUAUGGGGAAUUGAGCGAUGCUGAAGGUCCUCACAUAGCGUGAGGACGUCCAGCGAAUCUAUAGCACAGAAAACCUGUGCUAUAGACCAGGAAGUGCCCUCUAGUGGCUGUCUGCUAGACAGCCACUAGAGGAGGAGUUAACCCUGCAAUAUAAUUAUUGCAGUUUAUGAAAACAGCAAUAAUUACAGCUGCAGGGUUAAGGGUAGUGGGAGUUGGCACCCAGACCACUCCAAUAGGCAAAAGUGGUCUGGGUGCCUGGAGUGUCCCUUUAACAAGCAUUUAAAUUUCUCUAAUGUACUUCAGAUUAAGUUAUUUCUUAGACAGGGGUGCCCUUUUAACCCAGACUUGGAUUUUACAAGACAGACUAUUAUCCAAACGGAAAUACUUUAACAAAUACCCAGCCCUCUGCCCUACACAUGAAUGGUUCUAUACUAAACCCUGUAAAGUAUGUUUAUACUUGGGUUUCUCUUUCCCUAUUCCAAUACCAAAGCAUGCACAGUGUUCUCCAAUUUUACAAAACUGUGCAAUUGUGUAAAACACUGCAAUAAAAUUGGUUGAUGAAAGAAAUGAAUGAUUUUCCAUUACUACUAUAUUUCAACAAACACAACAUUCCACACAAAAAAAACUGUUCUAGCUUAGCCCUGGAAAAGGUUAAAAAUUAGCAAAAUGUGUCAGAACAAAACAUGCAGAACAUAAUACAUAUAGCAAAAUGUGAAAGAAAAUAGCACAGUGCAAACAAAUUAUAUAGAACCAUGUCAACAGAUGAGCUCUGAUUGUCUGCAAGCAAUGAGUCAUUUGAGAGCAAACUUGGAGUUUUAUCUCAGAUUGCACUUGGCCCAAUGAUGGCUUAUUCUGAACACGUUUUAUGUGGAUCAAUAUAAAAUACUCAAGAGAGUGAAAAAAUUAAUUACAUUGUAUGGUCUCACGCAGAUACAAAGUUAUUUAACUUGCCCUCAAGUUUUUAUUUUAUUUUUAUUUUACAGCUUUAAAGAUUUUUAUGACUUGGAGUCCACUAAAUUUCAGAACAAGACUAAUGGUAUCACUCCUAGAAGGUGGCUAAUGUUGUGUAACCCUGGCCUGGCUGAUAUCAUUGCAGAGGUGAGGAGUCUUGCCACAGCCCAGGCUGUCAGAGGGGUUUUAUAUGCUGAACAGUUCACUUCUUAAUACAUAAACCCCAAAGAAUGUGCUGUUUUAUUGUUAUGUGGUCCCUUUACUGGUAUGUGCACUGGCUGGAUGGAAUUUUAAUGAGGAUUCAGUGCUUAGAGUAUCAGUACAUUCUAUGCUUUUCACACAGCUGGUCAUAGUCAUUUAAAGAGGGAUUUAACUUUACAUAUUAACAUUUGUUUCCAUGAUAUUCUUGCCUGAGCAGAGUAAGCACAGCAUGCAUUUGUUGUAGAUACUUGCUGUCUAUACUCACUACAAAUGUUUAGAAAAGGGGUCCUCAUCAAUAUAUGCCCCAGCCAAACAAAAGUUUUUGUUUACGGUUAGUUGAUGUUGACUUAUGCAUGUUAUCAGACAUUUGACAUAACUAAGCACACUAGAUAAGACCUAAUUUGUAUUUUCUUUGCAGAAAAUUGGAGAGGAUUUUGUGACCGACUUGAGCCAGCUGAAGAAAUUGUUAGAUUUUGUGGAUGAUGAGAGCUUUGUCCAUGACAUAGCUAAAGUUAAGCAGGUAAAGUGCUGUGUUACUACAGGAAAGCAGUGAUGGUUCUUGAUACACGGUUUAGAUAUUUAAAUUCCCCCCCACCCCCCCCACACAAGAAAAGUAUUUGGCCUUGUUAUUGUCAGAAUAAUUAAUUGCCGUAAUAUAUGUUAGGUUUUGCUAUCCAGUUAUCCACAUGAGAAUCUUUCAUUAACUAAUUGAAUAGUAACUUAAAGGGACACUAUUGUCACCAAGAACACUUCAUCUCAUUGAAGUGGUCUAGGUGCAGUGCCCCUGUCCCCUUAACGUAAAACAUUGCAGUUUCAUAGAAACUUCAGUGUUUACAUUGCAGGAAUAAGACAACCUCUAGUGGCGUCUUCUCACGGACAUUAUUACGCUUUGCCCUAAUGUGCGUGUGGCUCUUGCCAUCUAGGUAACCCCCUCACUGUGAAGUACAGGAGGAGGAAAUCAAUCCGGACUGAGUGACCUCAGUGCUGGUAAGUGAAAAAAGGGGGUUAUUAUCCCUUUUCACCUGAGGGAGUGGGGAUUGGGGUAGUCUUUUUGUUAUAGUGAGAGGGAUACUAUAGCAUUAGGCAUACAGUUUUGUGCAGUAUGGCUAACGCUAUAGCGUUCCUUUAAUUUACAAAAAAAAUAAGUUUACGGCUUAGUAAGUCUGAGACACUCCAGGAAUGUAUGCAGUUUUUCUACUUGACUUUUGUAUUAUUUUUUCUGCUCCCUAUCGCCAUCUACAGCUCUGUGGCUAUACUUUCAUCUUGCAAGCCAUCAUUUUGUUCCCAAGUCUGUUUUAGUUGUACACUAGUUACUCCUAAUAGGAACCCUACUUUUAACAUAGGGAAACUUUCUAACCAAGUUAUUAAAAGGUUACUUAUUAUAGUCCUCAUUCACUUUUUAUAUAAUUAUUUAUAUGUACAUUUCAGGAGAAUAAGUUGAAGUUUUCUGCUUACCUGGAAGAGCAAUACAAAGUGAAGAUCAACCCUUCUUCCAUGUUUGAUGUUCAAGUCAAGAGAAUCCAUGAAUACAAAAGGCAGCUAUUAAACUGUUUACAUAUCAUUGCAAUCUAUAACCGUGAGUACUACAUAGUGGAAUUAUAUGAAUUCAUUGUAUAAAUUAUGGUGAAUCAUUUUAUAUGGGCAGUAAUGGAUCACAUAUUUUAGAAAACGAUGUGGAUACUACUAUUUGAAUGGUUACAAAAAAAUGGUAGAAAAGGAUUAGAAAUGGACAAAGUGCCUUCUGAUCACCACAUAUCUCUAUCUAGUAAUAGGCAUAUACACAUUAAUAAUUUUAAUAAUAAAAUACCCUUUUUUUUAGAGAUCGUACUUUCCUUUAUUGAAUGCAAAACACAUAGAAAUAUUCACAACAUAAGUUUCUGUCAUAUCAAGCUACUUAAAGAAUUUUAAGUCUUACUCUGGUCCGUUUCCAAGUGCAUCCCAAGAUCUAGGAGAGCCGAUUGAUUGGUGUUGUAACAUAAUAUUGCACUUUAAAACUUCACAGAGAUCAAAAAAAGUAAAAAAAAAACAAACAAAAAAAAAUCCACCAAAUCAAAAUAAGUACAUUUUAAUUACAGUUAAAAAAAAUAGACAUGUGCACAGUGAACAAUGUAACUAUUAUCUUUAGGUUUCAAGACCAGGAUCCACUAACUAGCCAGAAUGUCUGUAAAUCCCAACUUUAGCACAGAUAAUGUAUUCAGGGGAUCAAUCAUUUUCAUUGAGAACAAAUGUACCAGUAGAAAUAUCCUACUUUUAUGGUUUUAAGGACCGUAUUGGUUUUGGGGGGAAGGGACAUCUACUGUCAUUAUAGGAGUACUGUGCAUAAUAGAUGUCUGAACACAUAUCCAAAUUCAGUAUAUUUAAUUUGUGAUAUUGGCAAUUAACAUUAGUAGAAACAGUGUUGGAGAAAUUCCUGAAAUAGUAGACAUGUACUAUUAAAAUCUUUAAGAUUUACUCCCUGUAGUGGUUUUUUAAUUAAAAUUUUAAAUAUUCCUUAGUCAGUCUGCUCAGAAUUAUACCAUUCAUAUAGUCUACUUCAGUUUACUGUUAUAAUCCAUACAAGCUCUGUUAUAUUACAGUACCAUAGAGGUCAAAUAAAAGUUUAACACACGUCAUUUGCCGUUUAUUGUUGAUCUCCUUACCAUAAUAGACAGAGCAAGAAAUGAAAUCAUACCGUACUGUGAUCCAUAGGAAACGAUUUAAGAAAAUAUAUAUAUUUUUAAAAAAAUAAAUGAACAGUUAUUUAGACUGAAUCAAUGUUGUGUUUAUAGUCAUAUGGAAGACCUCAAAAUUGUGGGAAUUGACCUCGAAUAUAACUUGUAUACAGUGAAACUGUCACAUAGGGGGCUUUUUCUUAGUAAGUUAGUUUUCUUACAAAGUUAGUUUAGACAUCCUGUAGUUCUGAUGAAACUCUCUCUUAUUAAUUUUGUUGAUUGUCUGUGAACCCUCCCACAUCCAAAACUUAAUAUAUUAAUCUUGCUGAGAGCCUAGUGAUUAUAUUUAGUUAGAGCAACCAAGUAAAGGAAUUUAGGGUGGAAAACCAUUUUAUAGAGCCUUUUCAGAAUACAGCUUACAGCAUUACUACAAAUAAAUACAAAGCUCAUUUAGAAAGCAGUGCUAUGUACCAGUUUUGUUCAAACCUAGAGUGUGGAGCAUUUUGGCAACGUUUUAGUAACCAACAUCUGUCCCUCCACUCACUUUUGCCAAAAAUACCCCCAUCCCCAGGUGACUGGUGGUCCCCAAACCCGUAUAAACUAAAGCCCUACCUACCCCCCUCACCCUAAAAAUAGUAGGGGGUAGAGAACAAUAAAACUAAACUCCUGUAAAUAGAAAAAAAUAAAAUAAAAAAUUUACCAUUUCAUGUUUUCUUUUUUCAGCCCCCCAAAAAGGCCAAAUUAAAACCCCUUAAAGCCCAUCUAACUUAAAAAUAAUAAAUAAUUGCUCUGAUAUGUAAAUGGUGAGCCUUACAGGUAACCAAUUGGGUAAGGCUCACUAUUUACCCAUCAGAGCACUCUUAUUGGUUGUCUUAAACCAACCAGAGCGCUCUGAGUCAAAUUGCAGGGUAUGGGAAGGCUUUUUGCGUCAGUUUUUUUUUUUUUUGUCGCUCAGGUCUUUUUUUAUUAUAUAAGUUUGACGGCUUUAUGAAUUUUAAUUUGCCCUUUUUGGGGGCUGAAAAAAAGAACGUUUUAGAAAAAAGACAUCAAAUGGUAAGUUUAAAAAAAAAAAAAUUAUUUACAGGUAUUUAGUUUUAUUGCCUCCUCCCCCCCCCCCCUCACUAUGGUUAGGUUGAGGGGGGUUAGGCAGGACUUUUUUAUUUUUUGGGGGUGGGUGGUGACUAGGGGCUUGGUCCCCACCCGUCACCCAUGGCAGGGGACCUGGGGAGGGACGAUGACAAUAGAUCUGUCCCCCCCAUUGUCUUUUAGGGCCCUCAUCCGCCGCUCAUGGGUGGGGUCCGGGGAGGGAACAAUAGGUACCUCUCCGGUCAUCUAGGGGAGACCCUAUGUCCCUUAUUUAGUUGAAUAGCCCCCAAUCACAGGGCAUGAGUGGGGGUCGGGGGGGGGGCACUGUCUCCUCCACUUUUUAAAAGAUGCCCCACCAUGGGGCUAUUUAUUAGAAGGGGUAGCUUUUUUUAAAAUUAUUUUUACAACAGUGAGCAGCCACAGGAUGCUCACUGUUUAGUAGAUAUGCCCCUACUCACGGCAUAGCGAGUAGGGGCAUUCAGGAGAUCUUAAUCUCCCUUAUGUUAAUAUGGGGGUCAUAGUGAGGACAUGGGGCAAGAGGGCUUAGGAAGUGGCGGGGAGCAUGGCUCCCUGCCGCUUCUGGUAUUACAUAUUACAAGGAGGGAGCUGCGUGCCUGUAGCUCCCUCCUUGUAAUAAACUAAACAAACGAACACCGACAUUCGGUGUUUGUUUGUUCGUAUGAAAUUUCUAUUCAUUCAUUCGUAUUUCUGACGAAUGAAUGGAUGAAAUUCCUGUCCGAAUUUUGGACAAUAGCGAAUGCCCAAGUGUUUAACUGGGCAUGCUUGGGAAUUUCACAGUGCUAUCUAGUGUGGGCAGAUGACGUAUCCCACAGAGACUUCAUCUGCCCACACAAAGAUGGCGGCGCCCAGAACCUAGGUCCGGGCAUAAAAUAAAGAUGAAAAAUUUGGUAAAUUGGGGGGCAAUUAGAUGUAGUGGAGUUGGGAGUGGGAUUAAAAAAAAUUAAACAGAUGCUGCCAUGAUACUGCCGCUUUAAAGGACCACUAUAGUGCCAGGAAAACAUACUCGUUUUCCUGGCACUAUAGUGCCCUGAGGGUGCCCCCACCCUCAGGGACCCCCUCCCGCCCGGCUCUGGAAAGGGGAAAGGGGUAAAAACUUACCUUUUUCCAGCGCUGGGCGGGGAGCUCUCUGCCUUCUCUCCUCCUCCGAUCCUCCUCCUGGGCUGAAUGCGCACGCGCGGCAAGAGCUGCGCGCGCAUUCAGCCGUCGCAUAGGAAAGCAUUUACAAUGCUUUCCUAUGGACGCUUGCGUGCUCUCACUGUGAAAAUCACAGUGAGAAGCACGCAAGCGCCUCUAGUGGCUGUCAAUGAGACAGCCACUAGAGGAUUAGGGGGAAGGCUUAACCCAUUCAUAAACAUAGCAGUUUCUCUGAAACUGCUAUGUUUAUAAAAUAAUGGGUUAACCCUAGAAGGACCUGGCACCCAGACCACUUCAUUAAGCUGAAGUGGUCUGGGUGCCUAGAGUGGUCCUUUAAAUGUGCACAGGGAUAUCCAAGGCAAAAGAGGUUCCGCUAAAAGCAAGAAUAUCACACUACACUCCCCUAUCUAUUUUGAUCUACAAUUCCCAUAAUGCUGUGCAUGUCUAAGGAUUGCAGAGAAUUAUAAGCGUAGUUCAAAAACAUUUAAGGUUCUUAGUAUGAUCUGCAUUUAUUACAGUUACAUUUAUUAACAAAUUAUUUGUGUUCCAGGAAUCAAGAAAGAGCCGUCCAAAUCAGUUGUGCCAAGAACAAUUAUGAUUGGAGGAAAGGUAAUACAUUUAUUAAAUAUUAGCUAACUCAUAGCCGCUCAUUUAUUUAGUCCUAAAGUGUAAGGUAUGUUACCGAGCGUAAAAAGUGUGUAAAUGUGAUAUAACGAGGAUACUUUUACAGCAUUUAAGAAUUGCAAAUAUCCGGUAGUUUAAAUCACAAAUAAAGCAGGAUUUACCGAUUGGCCCUUGCAGCAAAUUUCUCGGCCUAUAAUUACUGCUUUAUUGUAUUGCAGGCAGCCCCUGGUUAUCACAUGGCUAAAAUGAUCAUCAAGCUGAUCACCUCUGUUGGAAGUAUCGUGAACAGCGAUCCCGUGGUAGGAGACAGACUGAAGGUCAUCUUCUUGGAGAAUUACCGGGUGUCCUUAGCAGAAAAGGGUACUACAUGGAGCAAAGCAGCUUUUGGUUUAGAAAGGACAUAUUUUUCCAAUACACACAGCUGCAAGCACUGGUGCAAAGGAACAUAGCCUGGUUUUAACUAACAGCUUAGUUGGUAGGCAGCAUCAGUUGAUGCAAAUGUAGUGCUUUCAGAAUUUAAGGAAUUUAUGCGGUGGUUUGAUUUUCACUUUAGUGUUCUUAAAGGCAGCACUAAACUAUGGCCGUUUAAUGGUUAUUUACAACCCAGACAGACAUAUACAGCGCCCUCCACUAACAUUGGCACCCUUGGUAAAUAUGAGCAAAGAAGGCUGUGAAAUCUGGUCUUUGUUUACCCUUUUAAACUUUGGUUAAAAAAUAAAAAAAAUAACACAAAAAUACUGUUCUCAUGGAUAUCACGUAAUUGCAAACACUACACAGAUUUAUAAAAUAUAAAUAAAUAUAUUUUAGUUAUUUAUUGGCACCCCUAUGAAUUCAUAUCAGAAAAAAAUACAUUUGCAGUGUAUUUCCAUAGAUUUAUUUUUUAGUACACCUGGGUGACUAGGAAUAGGACAUUGUUCCCAUGAGUAAGACCAAGGAAAAAUCUCUGUGAUGUGCGGCAAAAGGUUGUUGAGAUUCAAAAAAAUGGGAAAAGGACGUGUCUAUAUUGUCUCCUCUGUGAAGAGAAUGGUAGGAGUUGCCAAUAAAAAUCUCCAAGGAUCACAGUUGAAGAAUUGCAGAAGUUAGUUGUGACUUUGGGUCAGAAAGUCUCCAAAACUACAAUCUUAGCAAGGGAUCUGAAUGAAUGGUGUCAGAUCCCUUGAUAUGUAUUCUCCAAUCUCAUAAGACGUUAGAGGAGAAGACUUAGAGCUGUUAUCUUGGCAAAAGUAGACACAAAGUAUUGACUAAAAGUUUGCCAAUAAUUGUUCCACACAUAUAGCUUAAAUAUCUUUUUGGGAUAAACCUUUGUUGAAUUUGCAAUUUUUGAAAUCCCUUAGAGCAGGAUAUUUUUUUGAACAGAACAUCAAAAGGGUAAAUCUUUUUUUUUUUACACAGUCCUCUUUGCUUAUAUUUACCAAGGCUGUCAAUAGUAGAGAGUGGAACAUUCUGAGAAUCUCUCUGAACACACUAUUUUUUUUCUUUUCAGUGAUCCCAGCCUCCGAUCUAUCUCAGCAAAUAUCCACGGCAGGCACCGAGGCUUCUGGUACUGGGAACAUGAAGUUUAUGCUUAAUGGGGCUCUCACCAUUGGUACCAUGGAUGGAGCUAAUGUGGAAAUGGCAGAAGAAGCUGGAGAGGAAAAUCUUUUCAUCUUCGGCAUGAGAGUGGAGGAUGUUGAAGCACUUGAUAAGAAAGGGUUUGUAUAAGUUUGACUAAUAAGCUACAUAGUGUUUUUAUUAAUACAAAAAGAAAUAUAUAUAUUUUUUGUAACAUUCUAGCAAAAACACAGAAAAGCACUAAAACAAGAGGCUUACAAAUAUUUCAGCUACAGCAAGAGCGGAUACCUUUCCAAUCCAUGCGUCUGAGGACAAGGGCAUUCUGUGUCAUGUGAUCAUAGACAUGUCAGUGCAUUCUCAGUAAAUUUAGACAGAGCCUUAUGUUUGCAUGAACUUGACAAGAAGUUUAUUUUUAAAGGAAUACUCAAGUCACAAAGCAUUUCAUCCUGCUGGAGUCUAUAAUUUUUUGACAACUUAUAAAGUGGCCAAUUCCACCACUUGUAUAAUUGGGGGCAGAAAACUCCCCCUGGCUGUCGUUCCAACCCACCCCUGCCCCUCAACCAGUUCCAGAUUUAGGGAUUACUCAGUUGAGCCAAGGUGUGUUUUUUUUUUUUUUUUUCUCCUCCUUCUAAAAACACAUAAACACAACUGGGUAAUCACUGAAUCCUGGAAUGGUAGGGAACAUAAUGACCCAUGAUUUGGGAACCACUACGUUGACUAAAGGAAGUGGCAUUCAUGCUAAAUUAGAGUGCACCUGUACAACAGUUCAUUAAGAAGCAUAGGAAAACUUCAGCACAGAUGUACGAUCUUACUGAACAGGUGGUCUCGAGAAAUGGCAGAUUCUGAGAAACUAAUAAAAUUGAUCAAUGUUAUAAAAAUGUUCUUCCCAGUCUGUAAACCUAGUGCUAUAUAUCAUUUGAAACCCCAUUAGAUGACAAAUCAUAAAUAUUUUAAACUCAUCAUAGCCAUGACCGCGUAAUACUAAAUUGUAUUAUUUUAACAAAAAAGGUACAACGCAAAGGAUUAUUACGAUCGCAUACCUGAGCUGCGACAGGCAAUUAAUCAGAUGAGGGAUGGACACUUCUCUCCAAGAGAACCAGAUCUGUUCAAAGAUUUGGUCGAUAUGCUGAUGAACCACGACAGGUAAGAUAUUAGGGAAUCCAGGACCUCAUAUUCUUACAAUACACAUCUCACUGUAUACGAAUAUAGUCCAGAAUAAUAGAAUUUGGCACCUGGGAGUUAUUUGUUCUUUCCAAUGCACCAUGUGAAAUGAAAUUUCAAAAAUAAAACGAUUCUAAAUUCUCAGCAACGUUGCCAGACAAAAAAAAACUACUAAACCAGUUUUAGAUUAUAUAAAACCAGAGGAACGAACUUGGUAAGAUAUAUAUAAUGCAUUACAUAUAUACUAUAAAAGCACAAUUUUACAUUGCCAAAAUGUGUGUUUUUUCCCUUCUUAAAAUAAAUGCAAGUAUAAGUUUCCAUUUAUAAAUGCUUAGGAAAAAAACAAAACAAAAACAGUCAAUAUAAUUCAUAGUUACAUCUUUUUAUUAGGGCCGCAUGUUGGACAUUCAUAGAAAACCAACUUGUUUCCAAAGAGAGUUUAUGACAAAAGCGACUAAGAAAAAGGUCUUAUAACAAAAUGGUUAAUUAUUGAUAGCAAUAGUUUCUCAGUUUCGUACCCCAGUAUUUGCUAUUAAAGCUUUUGUAUAUACAGUGAUUCCAAAAGUGAACCUGUCAUCCACACAUUUUAAGGUAUCGAUUUUAAUAAUCUUAUUUUGAUAAUAUGGUAUUAUGGGAUGGCCAGCUGUGCAUCUACAUUGCAGGCUGUGAAAUGCUGGCGUGUCACUUCGGGGCAGUAGAUUUUGUUUUCUGUCUAAUUCGUAUAACCAGUUCGCUUACUAGAUACCUUCUUUUUUUCAUCCUUUCACAGGUUUAAGGUGUUUGCUGAUUAUGAGGCAUAUAUAAAGUGCCAGGAGAAAGUGGACCAGUUGUACAUGGUAAGCCUGAGAUGUCACUUUUGUAUUGAUUAGGAUUUCCGUGUGCUAAUGAGGUUAAAUAUAUUUCUGUAUAAAUGCAUCAGCGCUCAAUAACGUUACAAGAAACACCAAACAAAUGUGGAAAUUAACCAAACUACUUAAAGGACCACUAUAGUGCCAGGAAAAACUUGUUUUCCUGGCACUAUAGUGUUAAUAGGUCCCGUCCCCCCCCAGCACCCUCAUGGCCCCACUCCCGCCGGGCUCAAGAGGGAGGAAGGGGUUCAAUUCUUAACUUUCUCCAGCACUAGGCUCCCUCACCGCUGGGGACUCUCCUCCUCCUUCUGAUGUCAUCGGCUGAAUGCGCAAGACGUUGGCGUCUUCUCACUGUGAAAAUCACAGUGGGAAGCGCCUCUAGCGGCUCUCAAUGAGACAGCCACUAGAGACUGGAUUAACCCAUAUAUAAACAUAACAGUUUCUCUGAAACUGCUAUAUUUACAGCAGGCAGGGAUGGACCUGGCACCCAGACCACUUAAUUGAGCUGAAGUGGUCUGGGUGCCUAUAGUGGUCAUUUAAGGUUAUAGCAAAGAGUAGAAAAUAAAGCGGUCGCCAAUAGAGUUGAAAAUGGACAAUAAUAGUAUUUCAGUUUAAAAUAAAACUACAAAAUUACAUUAAUUAUUAUUAUCACCAUUUAUAUAGUGCCAGCAGAUUCCGUAGCGCUUUACAAUAUUGUUGAUGGGGGGGAUUUAAUUAUAAAUAGGACAAUUACAAGAAAACUUACAGAAACGAUAGGUUGAAGAGGGCGCUGCUCAAACGAGCUUACAGUCUAUUAAUAUGCAUAAACAUUUGAAAAUGUUUAAUAAUGGAAACAAAUGCAUUUUAAAUUUAAGAAAUCAUCUAACCAUGACUUUAUGAAAUAAAUAACGUAAGAGUGAUUUCUAUUUUCUAGAAAAAGAGUUGAAACUUUUCUUUUCUAAAGAUUUAGAAAGCACCUUACCUAAACCAAUCUUAUUUUAAUGUGUAAACACAUAUAACAAUAUGCUAUACAGACCUAAAUGACACAAUGAACAGUACAUAAAAUUAAUACAUUUUAGAAAGCUAUUUUUAGAUCCUUGAAUAUCCACUAUGUAAGAUAAUUAUUUUUACAUUGCACUCACGUAAACAUUUGUAAAACUCCUGCCUCCCUUCUACUCUGUUUAUGUGAAGCCAGAGUAUAAUCAUCUUUCUCUAUGUCUUUAUCAUACGUACCCACCAGACACCCUUUACUAUAAGCAACAUAGAAAAGUAAAAAUAUUAAGUAAAUAAUCCCAGUGUGAUAUCAAACAAGAUGUAUACGUUGUUGCAGAAUGUACGUGCAAAAUUCAUAACAACCUUAAUUCUUAAACAUUGGCAUAAAAAAAAAUAAAAAAAUUAUAUAUAUAUAUAUAUAUAUAUAUACACACACACACACACACACAGCUCAAAAAAAUAAAGGGAGCACUUAAAUAACACAAUGUAAUUCCAAGUCAAUCACACUUCUGUGAAAUCAAACUGUCCACUUAGGAAGCAACACUGAGUGACAAUCAAUUUCACAUACUGUUAUGCAAAUGGGAUAGACAACAGGUGGAAAUUAUAGGCAAUUAGCAAGACACCCCCAUAAAGGAGUGGUUCUGCAGGUGGUGACCACAGACCACUUCUCAGUUCCUAUGCUUCCUGGCUAAUGUUUUGGUCACUUUUGAAUGCUGGCGGUGCUUUCACUCUAGUGGUAGCAUGAGACUACAACCCACACAAGUGGCUCAAGUAGUGCAGCUCAUCCAGGAUGGCACAUCAAUGCGAGCUGUGGCAAGAAGGUUUGCUGUGUCUGUCAGCGUAGUGUCCAGAGCAUGGAGGUGCUACCAGGAGACAGGCCAGUACAUCAGGAGAUGUGGAGGAGGUCGUAGGGGGGCAACAACCCAGCAGCAGGACAGUUACCUCCACCUUUUUGCAAGGAGGAACAGGAGGAGCACUGCCAGAGCCCUGCAAAAUGACCUUCAGCAGACCACAAAUGUGCAUGUGUCUGCUCAAACGGUCAGAAACAGAUUCCAUGAGGGUGGUAUUAGGGCCUGACGUCCACAGGUGGGGGUUGUGCUUACAGCCAGAGAACACCAAGAUUGGCAAAUUCGCCACUGGCGCCCUGUGCUCUUCACAGAUGAAAGCAGGUUCACACUGAGCACAUGUGACAGACGUGACAGAGUCUGGAGAGGCUGUGGAGAACGUUCUGCUGCCUGCAACAUCCUCCAGCAUGACCGGUUUGGCAGUGGGUCAUUAAUGGUGUGGGGUGGCAUUUCUUUGGGGGGGGCGCACAGCCCUCCAUGUGCUCGCCAGAGGUAGCCUGACUGUCAUUAGGUACCGAGAUGAGAUCCUCAGACCCCUUGUGAGACUAUAUGCUGGUGUGGUUGGCCCUGGGUUCCUCCUAAUGCAAGACAAUGCUAGAUCUCAUGAGGCUGGAGUGUGUCAGCAGUUCCUGCAAGACGAAGGCAUUGAUGCUAUGGACUGGCCCACCCGUUCCCCAGACCUGAAUCCAAUUGAGCAUAUCUGGGACAUGUCUCGCUCCAUCCAGCACCACAGACUGUCCAGGAGUUGGCAGAUGACCAUCCGCCACCUCAUCAGGAGCAUGCACAGGCAUUGUAGGGAGGUCAUACAGGCACGUGGAGGCCACACAUACUACUAAACCUCAUUUUGACUUGUUUUAAGGACAUUACAUCAAAGUUGGAUCAGCCUGUAGUGUGUUUUUCCACUUUAAUUUUGAGUGAGACUCCAAAUCCAGACCUCUAUGGGUUGAAAAAUUUUAUUUCGUUUUUUUAAUUUUUGUGUGAUUGUGUUUUCAGCACAUUCAACUAUGUAAAGAACAAAGUAUUUCAGAAGAAUAUUUAAUUCAUUCAGAUCUAGUAUGUGUUAUUUUUGUGUUCCCUUUAUUGUUUUGAGAUAUAUAUAUAUAUAUUGUUAAUACAAUGUUAAACAAAAAUCUGCCCACCAGUCAAGCCAUAAGACUUGCUUUUCCCACAGAAAUCCCAAAUCUGCAGUGAUGUUACAACCGGAAAGGAUUCUGGGUGGGCAUAUGCAAAUUAGUUUAACAAAGAAUCACAUUUUUGCCUCAUUCCAUUGUAAACAUGGAUUCCUUUUAAUCUGUGUUUGCAGUAUACAACUGCUUGGAACCCAAUUUAGGAAAAGAUGCAAAACCAGUGAACCACUCAUGGACAGCAGUUUCGUUGUUAAUGCAACUCGUCAGCAAGAGGUUGGUUACUGGUUUGCUAAUGGAGGCUUGGUAGUGCUUGGGAAGCAAAAUCCAAAUAGGUUAUGGUGGGGAAAAAUUGUGAUUGAAAACCCCUUCCACCUGAAGUCUGUGGAUAGUUAAUACAAUGUUAAAUAAAAAUCUGCACACCAGUCAAGCCAUAAGACCUAUAACAUAUAUAUAUAUAUAUAUAUAUAUCUCAAAAUCAAAACAAGUCAUGUACAUGUGAAUAUAUAGGAGAGGGAAUUAAGUUUAAGAUGGAAGUCCACCACUUCUGCUUCAACCAGAAAUUUUGAUUCCUACACUGGACAGAAGUUGUGGCUUUCAAGGUUGCAUUGUGUUCUCCUUAAGAUGGCAAUCAAUUUUUGAAAUAACAUUCAUAUGUGACUUUAUUUUCUAUUUCAGAACCCCAGGGAGUGGACCAAAAAAGUAAUAAAGAAUAUUGCUUGCUCUGGGAAGUUUUCUAGUGACAGGACAAUUAGUGAAUAUGCAACAGAGAUCUGGGGAGUUGAACCAUCAGCAGUGAAGAUCCCACCACCAAACAUACCCAGGGAAUAAAAUUAUGAGGUUGCAUGUGCUCUAUGUUCUCCACUGCUAGUUUGGUUGGUUCAGGAUUAGUGUUUAUCCACCAGUUGUGACUUAGAACCACUUUCCCAUUAAAGCUUAUUUUUGUCUCUGGGGAGGAAAAAAAAUUAAAAAAAGAUUGCUUUCAUUGUGUUUUCCUAAACCAACUGUCCUCCAGUAACACAUCAUAAAUCCAACCUCACAAUAUUCAGUAUAUCCAGAAGUGACCAAAGAUUAUAGUACACAGGUCUUCUGCAUGGCAAGAAAAUAAUUAUUCAAGGCCAAUUAGUAUUCUGGCUAUUUCAAGUUACCCUCUACAUCGCCAUGUUCUUGGACUUUUAUCCAUAAAGAGCAGGUGUCUUUACAAAUACACCUCACAGACGCAGUAGAACCAUGGCGUUCCUUAUAAAGACCAUUUAGAUAACAACACAGUGUAGAGGAUGUCAUCACCAACUGGGGGAAGUGUAAACAAUUCUGACAUCAGGCUACUAAACACUAUAACUCUUCGGUCAAGAAUGAUAUAUAGAAAAUAUGACAGCCACCUUAAUUCUUCAGAAAGUAUGUUACUGAUUGAAAAGUUUGGUUUGGGUCUACAAAAGAGCACAUUUCCCCCAGGCAUACACUUGAUUAUCAGAAUAAGCAUUCUCUGUGCUAGACUGAUGAAUAGUGUUUUAUAGGAAAACAGGCCGUUAUGGGCAUAGUUCUAGGAUUGGGCAUUUAAUGUUCUGUAACAGAAAGCAGCUGUCUGUGGGUAGACACGAAGGUGCUAUAACCACUUAGAGUACCUUCCUGAUUCACUAAUAAACCGUCCUGAGGAAUGUUGUAGCUUAUAUUAUGCUCACUGUAAGACUUUAAAAAGUGUGCGAGGAAAGAAAGUCUGAGCAAAUCCUGUGUUUAUCAUUGUAUUUGUGUUUCUUUGUAAAAGCAGAAUUGCUUUCUUAUUUGUGUGUGUGAUAUUUAAAGUACUGUAUUUCUAAACUAAAUGAUUUGCACGAUCACUCCUGUUUGAGGCUCUUGGGACUGACACCUUCCACUAUUUUAAGCCAAUACCUACAGAAGUUUUCAGCACUCAGACCGUUUAUUGAUGGAAUGCAAAAAUGUGUGUAGGAACCCAUACAAUUCCACAGCUUUAAACACAAAGCACUUACAAGCCAUUUUGCACUUGUGUAAUUUGAAAUGUUUACUGUAAAUGAGACAUUCUGUAAUGGCAUUAGUCUCUUAACUACCUUGUUUAUGUACAAAAAUAAUACUCCAAUUAAAUUUAUGGGCAAAAACAUUGCUCCACGAGGUCUAUACGGAAAUAUAUUGCGGUCUGGUUUAUACCAAACGUAUCAAUAAGUGUGUCAGAACCUCUGCAAAACACCUCCUAUAUAACAAAGAAAAAACAAAAGUAAACAACCACAGGAAGGGAGUAACAUUAGUAGCGCGAGACAGUUCUAUCUACUUAUCUCUAAUGUGCAGUUAGAUGCAAUUAGCGAGCCGCAUUUAAAGUACAUGGCCUCUAAGCACAAUUGUUCACUUCUACUCUCCCUCCUCCCAUUAAAUAUUGCCACAUUUUCAGUAAACUGUAAAUCACAAUGCUGAAAUUUACAUGUUUUCUAAGGCACUGAUUGGGGAGGUUUGGCAGGGCAAAAGAAGUGCUAAUCUAAAGCAACUCGCACAACAAGUUGUGAUCACAAUGAAAACCAACAGCAGAUUGCGCUAGGUUUUGCACUUUGUCUUAGAAUAGCACCUGGUUUUGCCUUGAUAAAUUCUUUUUUAAAGUUUUGAGAUAUUCCAACGCUGGUUAGAGUUCUGCUCCAUAUCAGCUAUCCCUAGGUAUAAAUUGGGAUAGUGAAAUAAGAGCAGCAAGAGUAAACUUUGCAAGGGCUUAGUCUAGGAUUAGCAUGCAAAAUGCAUUAUAAAAUCAAGACAAAGAAAAUUGAGAAAAUAGCCAUGUACCCCCCUUACACUUUCAUAUUACCAACACGUUUAGUUGAAUGGCAAUUCAAAUAUAUACACAUAGAUUUGAAUGGGUAUUAAAGAAAUGUAAAAGCGCAGUGUGGACUAUAGAUUUGGUUACAUGUCAAGUAUGCAACGAGCGUUAGAAGAUGAUGCAGAGAAAGUAUAACUGUGUGAAUGAUACUGUGUUCCUUCUCCAAGAUACUCAUUCCCCUGAGCAUCAAUGACCAAUAAACAUUUACUAAAUUAAUUCCCGGCUCUUGUAUUUUAUGGACUAGGUGGUGGCAAAGUGUGAU